GCAUCGUUGAGUAUUAGCGUGAUUAGAGACGGCUGCUGCAGUAUGGAGACAGCGAGAAGGAGUUAGAGGAUGAUGAGGGUGAUUGGUUAACGGAGAAGAGAGAGGGAGUGAGUGAGAGCUUUCUCUAACUCUCUACUGUAGGUGAUCACUGGUCUACUGCAUUGCUCUACGAUACCAUUUCUCUGUAGUCCUUCACUCCCUCCCUCUCUCUGCUCUCCUCAGAUCCAGCUCUCUCUGUAAGCACUAAUCUCCACACGCUCCUGCUGCCUCACAGCUCUCUCUGCACUGCCAAAGCGCAUCUCUCUCUCUCUCUCUCUCUCUCCCCCUCGGCUCCACUCUCUCCCCCCCAGUGAGGAUGACAACCCCGAAUUUGAUGAACCAGCGAAGCUCUGAUUCUGGCUGGUGGCUUCCGAGGGAGACCCCUCAUGAUCGGGUUUAUUGGACGAGGUGGUGCCGCAUCUAAGGAGCCUCAUCAGCUGUGUCAAUCUGUGAAGUGAGUAUACUUUCUGUUCAAGAAAUGGGAGAGGGCAGUUUCUUAGUAAGGAAAAGGAUGAAACCACUAUCUUUGCACGCAGGUCUGCUUUGCUUUUCCCUCUGAGAAUGUGAGAACUACUGACUGAUAGACUGACACAGCCAAGGGUUUUGCAGAGUGAUGAGAUCGCAUUGGUGGCAACUGGAUUAUGCAGCAGCUGUAUCCAUCUGGAGUGAGCGCUAUUCUUGGUCACGACACUGAAAUGCUGUGUCUUUGUUUGCUCUUCUCUGUUCCUCCUCGCUCUGCUUACUGUAGCAUACACUCACACAGAUGGCUAUCAUUCCCUGGGGUUGCAUUUAAUCGCUGCACUGCUCGAAUAAUGGCACCACUGCAUGUUUAAUUUCCAGGAAGACUGAAGAAGUUUUGAUGCAAAGUUAAUCAGAAUUUGUCACAUUUGUGCUCUAAAUAAUGUGCUGUAAUAGUUGUUGUUGAUGCGGUUUAAGUCCAGAAAGAAUCACUAAGUCAGCUUGGAAAAAGUGUGACAAGAUGAAGACUGUGGUUGGAGGAGAGUAUCUCUAUGGUAACAGCAGGUUUUGCCAGAAGAAGAGAAGAGAAGAGAAGAGAAGAGAAGAGAAGGGAGGUGAAGAAAAAACUUGCAGCUUCUUUUAGUGAUUCUUCAUCUUGAUAAGAAAAGUUCCAAAAAAGAACAUAUGUGGGCAGAGAACUUAUGUAAACAUUGACGAACAGAUGCUGAUAAUAACCGGUACAUGAAUCAGUGAAAACACCAAGCUUAUGAUCAUGUAAAUAUAUGCAGGUACAACUCAAAAAAAGGAGAAUAUCUUGGAAAAAGUUCAUUUUGUGAAGUACUUGACGGUUUACAGCUCACUAAAUCAAAAUUAUACGACGAUACUGAGGAAAAGUCCACUUCCUUGUCAGUUAUUUCAGAGCUAUAAUCAUCCUGUCAUCUCUGAACACCUGCGGAGGUUUACUGAGCCUUUUAUUCUCUCUCUCUGGUUCAGUACUUAUGAAGACUGCUGACUCAAUAGUUGUCCUAAAGAUGAUCACUGAUACUCAAGUAGGGUCACUGCUGAAGGGGCUGACUGAAAGCAGAUUCAUGGAAAAUUGACUGGAAGGGAAAGUGUAGGAGGGAAAAGGUGGCCAGGCAGCAGGGAUGAGCGCAGCCUUGACACGAAGUCUAGGGGGGGCUUCACCAGGAGUGGACUGAGGCUGGAGUCAGAGCAUCAAGAGCCACUACACUAUGAUGAGUCCAGGAAAUGAGCUGCAAGUGUUGUGUUUCAGCUGUCAGGCCACUCCUGAACCAGAGACAACGUCAUAAACAUCUCACCUGGACUAAGAAGAAAAACAAGAACUGGACUAAUGGUUCAAAGUCCUGUUUUCAGAUUAAAGUUUGGACAUCGAGGUCCCAGAGUCUGGAAGAAGAUUGAAGAGGCCCAGAAGUAAACCCCAAUUUCCACCGCAUCCGGAACGGCUACGAAAAGGCAUUGUAACCAUUCAUGUUAACGUGUCAAUUUCCACCGGCUUCUUACCGUUCCGCUGCAGAUCGCAAACUCUGCAGCUAAUCACAAGAGUUCUAUUUUUUCCAGACACCGGAGCAUGCCGAAUAAAUUCCGCACAGAUUAACCCGUGCUGGAAGGGAAGUCGGGCACAGACUCAAAAUAAAACAUCCGUCUUCUUUUCAAAAUAAAACACGAGGCAAGGGCGAACAAGUGAAAGGUUUAUAGACGUCAUUUCAUCCCGAUGACACCAUGGAUGAGGAGAUGCUGAUUUUAGAAGUCUCGAAGUAGAUUUCUUCCUCUGGAAGGACACAAUCUACUGCUAAUAUGGUUAGCCUAUGUGGCUAAAGACAACUUGUUAUUAUCAUUGCACGUGAAUCUGCGGGUUCUUGAGAGUUCUCGCGAUUCCUGCUGUCUGUAAUCCGCCAUGAAAUCUGCCUCACAAACGUAUCUGGUAGGAAUUGGCGUACGGCGAAAAUCUGAGCUGUUCCGGAUGCGGUUGAAAAGCCGGGUUAUAUGCUGGUGUCAAUCUACUGUGUUUUAUCAAAUCCAAAGCCAACGCACCAAAAGUCUACCAGGGGAGUUUAGAGCAUUUUAUACUUCCACUUACUGAAAAGCUUCAUGAAGAUACUGAUUUUCUUUCUCCGCAUGGCGCCUACUCACAGCGCCAAAACUACCAGAAACUGUCUGUGUUUGACUGGCCAGCCAACUUGCCUGGCCUGGACCCCACAGAAAAUCUCCAGAGUGUCAUCAAGAGACAGAUGAGAGACACCAGAGCAACAACUUUUUAAGAACAUUUUAAUUUCUGAGAUGGCCUGUGUGUAUAUAUAAUUGAAUUGACUGGUAAAAGUUUGGCAGGAGGACAGUGCAGUCAUCUCAGCUGCUGUUCAUUUUUAUUAUCCUCCUGUGGGGAAGGAAGAAACUUGGUGGAAGGUGUUCGAGGAAAAACGAGAGACACCUGUGUGUAGCCAAACACUAUAGAACAGACCUCUCAGCGUUCGUGUGAAUUGUGAUGAGAGUAAAAGAGAGGGCUCUUCUGCUCCAUAUUCUCGAGUACCAUUUUCCCAACAGCCUCCUUGUGAAGCCCACACAGAUCCUUUUUGGCGUCUAGAUUUGUCAUGUAAUGAUGGACUGGGUUUUUGAAGUGCUUCUCCAAGUGCGUUUGCAGAUUGUGAUAUUCUGUCAACUUGACCAUUUGUGUGAUGCCGGGGCAUUCAGGUGCAGGUAGCUUUUAUGCCCACUGACAUGAAUACAUUAAGGUCCUCUGAAAUCAGACCAUAGUAGACUCAAAGAAAGGAGCACUCACGGUGCAGCUUUGUGUCAUCCAUAAACUGUUGUUGUCAUGGCGUUAGGUCUCUGAGAAUGGGCUGAAAGAUCAAACUGGAAGGGGAGGGGACGGCAUAGAAACCAAGAGCUUGUUUUUCCAGAGAAGGAUCUGUGCCACUACGAUGUUGCAACAGGUCUCUGAUUCACCGCUGCCUACAGCCCAUACAGUCGCUCUGGCCCCGAUGGUCACCCUGCAGACUGAAUGUGGAGCAACACAAUGACUGGGAUGCAACCUCUCUCCACUCUCCUCCUCUUCAACAACCGUGACUCACAGCCUAGCUCACAAUAUUCAACCCACAAGAAAGAGCCCUCAACAGAGUUGGAAGCCAAUGUUCUCCACUAAAUAUUGCAGCUCAGUUGUUGAUUAGCUCCAGAAAGAAGAAGAAGCCGCGUUUGCAGAAUAUUUCACACAAGAGCUGUACUACCUGCACACGUUGAAAUAAGAGUCAGAAAUGUGAAAUAUUGUCACCUGUCAAACUGUCUUUGGUGUAUUUUUAAUGACAGUUAAGAGGACAGUUAUUAGAGCUAUAUUAUUGCAGAGGAGGGGCUCAGCUGCACAGCCUAGAAAGACAUAUUCUAGUCCCACAUGACGCCUCUUGAGGAAGUUCUCAGAUUCAGAUUUAGUCAACUUUAUUAAACACAGUAACCCACCUUGUUAUUAAAUGAUAAACGGACAAAUGCGAGACAUUUAAAGCAGCAAAUGGCCCAAACAUUCCCCUGUCAGCACCACAAAUCAGCAAUAAAUAAAUACAUGUGCAAUAUAUUCAACAGUGGGAUGAUGACUAAAAGGCAAUAAGAAAAUAACAACUAAAACAAUCCUGAGACCCCACUUUCAACACAGUCCACCAAUCAGCGACUUCCCAGCAUUUAUCAGCCUGAUCGCUCAAAGGAUAGAUGAGUUUGAGUACCUAUUUGUUUUUCCUUGGGGGAGCAUAGUAGCGCCACCCAGAGGGCAUAAGAGAAAAGUCUGAGAAAAGGAUGUGUCCAGGCUGGUCCAUGAUUCCCCUGGUUUUCUGGACCACUCGUUUCUCCCAGAGAGAGCUCAGGUCCAUCAGCUGUACUCCAGUAAUUUUGGAGCAGACUUUUACGAUCUGGUUCAGGCUGUUUCUGUCCUUUACUGAUAAUCCAUGAAACUAAGCGAAUUUUAAAAGACUUUCAAUAAAAACAAGACAGGAUGCCCUCAGAAACACUAAAAAAUCUCAGUUUCUCCACCCUGUAGGGAGGCCUGCAUCCCCUGAGCUAAUUGGAUGUUUUGACAUGCCAUUGGAAAGUCAUGAUAUGAAAUGUUAGCAGUAUGUAAGGAGAGCUAACCUCGCUGAUUUGCUCAUACUGUCAGUACUCCUCAUUAUGUCUUAUCAAUGACAGGAUAGCAUUCGGCUGCAGCUGCACGACUGUGGGACUGAACAAAUCAACCCAAACUGACCCUUGGAGCUUGGGCUGGGCGAUAAACCGAAAAUUUGACCAGUACCAAAAUUUACGUCAAUAACCAAUGUCAUUCAGCCGAUAUUGGUAUUUUUCAGUGUCAAAAAAAUUAAAUAGUAAAAAAAGUAAAUAAAAGUUGGUUUUAGAUGUGUGUAGGUAGGCUAUGGUCUCAUGUCCCUUCGACACGCUGUCCUACGUCAAAGACAUGACUCCACCCCAUCCAGAUAGAUGAGGAGAUGGAGGACGGUUCAAUAGUUGUAGCGACUUAGGUAGAUGAAGUUAAAGUUGGAGGGGGUGAGCAGCUUGUGGAGUAGUUAUCGUCCAUUUAUCGUUAUCGAGGUGAACUACUCAUUAUAUGGUGAUAUUGAUUUAAGGCCAUAUUGCCCAGCCCUACUCGGAGCAGAAUGACACCUCUCACUUCUCUGUCAUCCUGCACAGUCAUCUCCUGGAGCUCAUAAUCGAUCAUCUGUAUUACAUGAUUUUCUUGACGGCAGUCUAAUUGUCCUUACCUGUUGGUCACACAAGAUCUGAUGAUGACUAACAUGAGCGUAAUCAUGCAGUGGUAAAAAAAAAAAAAACAGCGAGUGAAUUCACAUCUGAGCUUGUUUUGAGCAUGUAACUGUAGGGAGGAGUGGGAGGCGAAGCUCUGCUUUUAAUAGACAUUCUCCCUCUGUCGCUCAUUCUUCUGCUUGCUGCUUGAUCACAAAAGCUGCCAAAUAUAUCCAGUGGUGGUAAAAGAGGCUGUUGCGUGAACACGAGCAGGCUAUUUAUAGCUUGUGUGGAGCCAGAAUACUAACACGUAUUAGGUUUGCACAUUAUGGAUCUCCUGCAGUAUCCAGAAUCCUUCAGCUGUGAGCUGAGGCUGAUAGUCAUUUGUAAAUAAAAAGCAGAAGUGUGGAAGGACUAGACCUUUCAGCUGAUUUACUUUCACUCAGCACUGAUGUUUGUUUGUUUGUGUUUGUUUGAUAUUAAAACCAAAAAUGCAAUUAGUCUAAAAUUACAUUUAAUGAGAGCAAAUUUCCUCUCAAGCUAUGAGUAAUAUUGAGCCUUUAUUGCAUUCGAUAUCCUGUAUUUACUCGACAAAGAAAAAGGAUUACAUCAUUGGGAUAGCACCAGGGAAUCAGUGUAAAAGACAUCCACCCUGAGUGAUACUGCAACACGACUAUUAACUGUCAUGUUUCUCUCCCUAGUGCUUAUAAUCCACCCCUCCAUCCGUGGUCUCCUCUUCUGCAGAUUACUGACUGCAUCCGUCUGUUAAGACCUCCUCCCUCUUUGGAUAAACUCCAUUAAAAACUCAAGAACAGCCAGAAUUUGCCGGACACAUGUCACAGGUAUUACUCUGCGCGUGGUGAGAGUUUAUUUCCUGAAUGAGCUAAAUCAGCCAACUGUUUGUCAUCUUACCUUCACACUUCGGCUGAGCUGUCCCUGUGUGUGUGUGUUUAUGUGUGUGUUUGUGUGUGUGGUGUAAACCGAGUCACCCUCUGACUAUUUUUGAUCGAGGAGUUAUCCUUCUGCUUUAAUUCUGUUACACUUGCUCAGCACUGAAGGAUGCCUCAUGAAGCACAGAGUAGUGGAUUGCAUUACAAGUAAAAAUCCCCUCCAAAAUAACAAUAUGGGGAACUUUAAAGACAUGGAGGGAGCAGGCUGCCAUCUUUAACGGACAUGUUUCAAGAAGAAGAAGAGAGCGGUUGUUGUAGAUAUAAAUGUAUUUAUAAUGGUUAAAGGAUGACACUUAUCGCUCAUCAAGGUUGCCUCUUGUCCUCAAAAGCCACCAUCACCUCUCCAACAGAAGGGGUGAGUAGGUGAGCGUUGAAAUCUACAAUAUGGCAACAAGAUGCUGCUAAAUAUUCCUCUUCCUACAUACUGCACCAUGUAUUAUUAACUCUUUGUUUGACUUCAGUGCUGACUUGUUGUGAAAGUGUGAUUCUGACGGUCAGUGCCAUGACUCUGUAUUUGUAGCUGUGGUGGCAGACCUGCUUUUUCUCUCAUUUCUCAAUACUCUCCAGGCUCUGUAAUGCUCUAAUGGCACAUCUAAUGGUAGUAUCAAUCGCUAUAAAUGACACACACAAAACACAAAAACACAUGCAGAAAGAAAAAGAGAGAAAGAGGGACCCAAAACCACUCAGGAAGAAGGUUUAUGUAUUUGAUUGGACCUCUAGACCAACAAGUUAAGAGGGAGACAGAGAAGAAGAAGAGAUUACAGGUCACACUACACCGUCACAGAGUUGGAUUCAUGCUAUGUUCUUGUCUCUAGGUUGAGCAGGAGAUCUCACUCGUCCAGAGGAAGAUGUCUGACCUUGAGUCAGUGUUGCAGCAGAAAGAUAUAGAGCUGAAGGCCUCAGAGACCCAGAGGACGAUACUGGAACAGGACCUGGCAACCUAUAUCACAGAAUGUAGUGUGAGUAGUGAAAACAACACCAAACUUUAGCACUUCUGUCACAGCUGUUGAGUUAAACAACGUUAGUUUUGGGUGAUGGACUGAACACGCUGUCAUCUCACGGAUCUCGUAUAUUUCUUGGUUGCAGAGUCUAAAGCGCAGCUUGGAACAGGCUCGGAUGGAGGUGUCACAGGAGGACGAUAAGGCGCUACAGCUGCUCCAUGACAUCAGGGAGCAGAGCAACAAGCUGCAGGAGAUUAAAGAGCAGGUAGGACGCUGUUAAGUGAGUUCUUGUUGUAGGUCAGUGCUUUGAGAUAUAUGUUAUGUCCUCCUAUUGUUUGGGCGAUAAUUCUUUAUGACAACAACCAAAGUGAAGAUUAAAGGGAUAUUCUGGCGUAAAAUAAACUUAGGGUCAAACACACUGUAACACAGAGUUAGACACCCCCUGAGAGAUGAAUGUUGCCGACUGCUUGCUUCUUUAGUUAUACCAACUUUAGAAAUGACCGCACCAUAGCAAUACACAGUGGUCUAUGGAUCCACUUGCACACCUCAAAAAAAAACCACUCCAUAGCCACAAAUAAUGCUCAGAACAGCACCUAACUUCAUCAACAGUACAUAUAGGGUCCUAGCCACCAAACAUCUUUUUAACUUUGCCUAAUUUCUUUAGCAAAGAGACUAAACACAACUCACCCACUCUCCCCCAGCAGCUGCUUGUUUGUAGGGAGAUCUCGGAUCAGUCCAUCAUCGAGUGCAGCGGAGUUUUGCAGCUCAAGGAAGAACAUUUAUGAUCAUUUCUUUAUGGAAAUUCAAUCAGACUGAGACGCUAAGGCAGAAGAACUACCACGUCUGCAGAGCAAAAUGAUUAAAAUGUUGAUUAUUACUUCAGGGAAAUGAUAAAGUAAUUAUCAUAAAUGUUCUUCCUUGAGCUGUGUCACCCCGCUGUAGUCUGUAAUGGACUGGCCCGAGGUCUCGCUACAAACAAGCGGCUGCUGGAAGAGAGUAGGUGAGUUGUGUUUAGUCUUUACUGAAGAAGUCAAGCAAAGUUAAAAAGAUGUUUGGUGGCUGGGACCCUAUAUGUACUGUUGAUGAAGUUAGAUGCUGUUCUCAGCAUUAUUUGUGGCUAUAGAGUAGCGUUUUGGUUGAGGUUUGUUUAUGGCUCCUUAGACCGCUGUGUAUUGCUAUCGUGUGGUCAUUACUAAAGUUGGUAUAACUAGAGAAGCAAGCGGUCAGCAACAUUCAUCUCUCGAGGGGGUGUCACGGUGUCACUGUCUAUUUGACCCUAACUUAAUUUUAUGCUGGAAUAUCCCUUUAAGUCACUGAAACUGAAUGUGAUGAUAAUGAUGAAAAACUUCUGCCCCAGUAAGAAUACCUUUAUUCUGUAGCACAGAUACCCUAGCGGGUUAGAAAGGUGCUUCAGGUUAGAUUUCCCUAUGGUGUCUUUUCUGCAUGUUAUUCCCUGUUUCCUGCAUCUGUCAAUAAAAGCCCUAAAAGAAACAACUUUGAGUAUCUCUAGCAUGCCUUAAAAAGCCUCCUCACAAUAGCCUCAUACCUAAAUAAUCAUGUAUGAUCUAAUGAUGUAUUUCAACCCAAAGUUUUACCUGAGGCUUUGAACACUUCAAAUGCUGGAAAGUUUAGAGAAAAACUUUAACUUUACAAUUAUAAUCAUCAUGUAUUUGUAUAUGCACAACAUUGUUAGACUGAAUCUGUUGUAUAAUCUCUGAAUCUCUGUACAGUUUAUUUUUGCCAUCUGGGGUUGUGUGCAGUAAGUUUGCUUUUUUCAGAGCAAGAAAAACUAUCAAUGGAGAGUAAAACGCAGCCUCUGUUUAUACGCUGCACUUAAAUACUGAAAUCCGAGGCAGUUUCAUGGCAUGUUGUGAGCGCUGGUGUGUUUUUGUCUCUGCAUGUGUAACAGCACCACGUGAGUGUUGCUAAGCGUGAGAAUUAAGCUGUUACAAGAUUGACAAUGUAGGACAAUAAACACACAGCAUGAAAAAUCGUCCUGCUGGCAUUAUGCACCAGUUUUAUCACUAAAAGGUAAUAGAAAAAAGCAACCUGUUUUUCCACAGCCUACACUUGUGCUGGUUACCAAGCACUGAAUACAUUGUGCAACGGUUGCUAUGGCGACGAGAGCCAUAUACCUACGAGUGAAGAGAGCACUGAUGCAGUGGGCAGGCUGUCGUGAUGAGGUGCCGAGGCCUUGGUUCAUGCUGCUCGACGAACAUAAUUUUCGACAAUCACUUGAUAUAACAGAGACGUGAAAGUGUGUUUAAGAGGAACGAAUUCAGCCUUGAAUAGAGCUUUCUACAACGUUUUAUCCCAACAGAUACUCCAAAAAUAUCCUGUACUGUUAUAACCUGCGCUGUGAAUACCCUGUCGGGGCAGACAAUGUAACCCAUGAGCAACAUUUCAUACAAAGUCUGCAAGAGAAGAGGAGAGACGAUAGACAUGGAGACUUUUUGGUCCACUUCUAGGACCUUUUCAAAAGGAGCUUUCACAAGGGCGUCUCCUCAAAGCUAGGGAAUAGUUAGUUUAUAUACUUUUUGCAACUCUAACUUCCAAUCUUGAUUCCUCAUUUCGAGCUGAUUUGAAGCUUAAAGUGCCGAACCAACACUGUUCAUGCCAGCACUACCAGCAUAUGCCGGUCUGUGGCCGAUGAUACCACCUGCUAGUUCCUCUGACAGAUCUGCUUUGGUUGUUGUAGUUGUGAUUUAUUUAUUUUCGGUCGAGUUUCUCCGUCUUCACACAGCACUGCUUCGCUCUGUGCUGGAAGAUUUUAAUACCGAGCUUUGCCAGUCGAGAUUGUGUUGUAUCUCCUCUGUUGUAUCAACACCUAGUUAAGCCUGGACUUCAUUGUUGGACCAUUUGUCGGUGUUUUUAAGAGCUUUUAUCGACUGGUUCUGAGCGUUAUUUCGCAAAUGUCAGGAGUGGGAUUUAAAAAGAGGUUUUGGUGGUACUCUAGACGCUUAAUUAUGGAGCAGUCACUGUGCACUUUUGUCACUCAAUGCCCCUCUUUUGCUGGGAGAGUAUCGUCUCUGAAACAGGAGCUAAAAAGUUCCUCUAAAUGGGGUUUGACUUUGACCUCUUUAGUCACCUCCACUCACCUGGGUACGAGAAGCAGAUGUGGUUGUUAGUGUCAGACACACAGGAUGCAAACCGGACUUUAUCUCGUGUUUAGCUCUGUAUCUGGUCUGGCACGCUCUCAGGACCUUUUGGGGGGCCCUCAGGACAAACUGACAGAUCCUUUUCCUCAGCAACAACGCUAUGCUAAUGUAACUCCGCCUGGUUUGGCUGAGCUUGACAAGCGUGGUCUAACUCUUUAUACACCCUGACACUUUAGCUCACAGCCUCACAGAGUAAACAGACUGACUAAUGACAUCAGAUCGCCUGGUUGAUAUGUUCGCUUCAUUAACUCAGUGUCUGUCUCCUGUCGAGUUCUUCACCUAAAUGUUAAUAUUUGUUUGCCUUCAGGUUGUAUUGGGAAAUUAGUUGUCCUAUUAAAUAUCACACAGCAUUUGUCAUCUUUGUCCAGCUUUAUUCUCCGAUCUAGUAGUCAUAUUUCUAUUUAUUUUGUGCAUUCAGGACUUUUUAUUCUCGCGGUUGAAAAAGAUACAGCUUAAAUUAUUUAAUUGGACUGGAACAAAAGUGUGCUGUUCGUCAGUCUUUUUCUGGCUCUGUGUUCACAGCGGUGCAUCCCAGCUGGGCAUUUACUCCAGCUUAAUCCAGUAUUUCAUCUUGAAAAGCAUCUGUCUCCCACGCUCUGUCAUACAACAGCAGUGUUUAUCAUUCUCAUGCAGGAGCCAUGCGAUGUUGGAACAACAAACAGUAGAGAUUGUAGAUAGAUUUAUUCACAGGGAAAAAGAAGUCUCUGCCAAUGCAACUGACGGAUUGAUUCAGACAACAUAUGACUUCUCGGGCCGAUAGUGUGUCUGACGCAUGACUGUAAAUGUAAACUCUUGCUGCAUCAUGAAACCUUCAAGGAGUAGAAACAUUUUUGUUUUUAAAAAAGCACAUCUGAUAUUUCAAAUUAUACAUUUAAGACAGGAGCUAUGAUUUUGUGCUAAAACUUGUUACGUUUCCAUUUAUCUCCAACUCUGGAACUCACUCCCACCUGACAUCAGGAUAACUGACUCUCUCCCUCUUUUCAAAUCCAGACUCAAAACCCAGCUGUUCAGAUUAGCACACUCAUAUUUUUUUUAUUUUUUUUAUUUAUAUAUAUUUUUAUGAUUUCUUUAAGUCUAUUACUUAAGUGUUUAGAAACGCGCUUAUAAAUAAAAUGUAUUAUUAUUAUUAUUAUUAUCCUGAGGCAGAUCCUUAGAUGAAUAUUGUACAAUUUUAAUGUAUUUCAGGGUCUUUUUCUAAAUUUUACUAUUUUUCAUUGUAUUAAUUUACCUUCUUUACUUUUAAAAAGAAAAUUAAAACAGAUAUGAAGCAUGUUUUACACAGUGUAUUGGUCUGGGAAUGAAACAAAAUAGACCAGAUAGAUUAGACAGGAUACAACUUCAUCUCUCCUUUUAGGAAAGUUCCCUCUCACUGAGCAAUAGACGACUAUUAGAUGUCUAGUUUUUUUUUUUAGACCUAAUUUCAGCCUUCUCGAGUCUGUAUAUUUUUAGACGGAACUUAGACAUUACACUUUAACCCGUUAUUUGAUAACUAUUUAUUUCAAAAAGCAACUGUGAGUUGCAUAACUGAUCUCCAUGUCCUUAACCAAAAUAAUUAUGAUAGCUGUUGAGCAAUAUACAGUGUAGUAAAGAUAUAGUCCAGAUUUAGAUUUAGUCUAAACUUGGUCUAAAUUUAGACGUCUAAAAAACUUUUACUUUUAGACCUGUGGUAGCCUGAUUUUAGACCAGUCAUCUAGGCUACAUUUAGACGUCUAUUGGACCUCUUUUAGACCAAAAAAUGCUCAGUGGGCUUUAAGAAAUUAAAAAUUAGAAGACCCAAAUAUAUAAAAAUCAAUAUUUAAUAAACAUAAGGGCACAAAGGUCUAACAAAAACAUACAUUUAGAGAAUCAAAAAUGUCCAUUAAACUGAAAAUCCCACAGGAAAAGACUCGCACACGACUCGGUGAACUGUCACAGAGGGAGGGAGACACACAGGGAAACAUGCAACAGGUGUGACUUGAAGAUCCAGGUGAAAGCAAUCAUCUUAUCUAACUUAACUGAGGGGAAACACAGGAACUAUAUAAUAAAAUAAGACUAUAAAAUAAAACAGGACACAAUAGCAGCAUAUAACAGAAUAAAGGGAAUCCAAUGAAGGCAACAGACUCUGGGAAAUGACUGCCAAUUCAAUCCAUAACCUAAUAACUCGACAACAACAAAGUAAACUAAAACAAGAAAGACUAUGAGAAGAGAUGGCAAGAAGAGGAACAAGAGUCAAAACACUGAGAAAGAGCUUUAGAAACUAAAUCAGGCCUGAAUCGUGGCGCAUCGAUCUUUCUUUUCAUCAUCUGAAAAACCAGUUGGUCUCUUCACUUUGAGGUCCGCAGACACACAUGAUUACAAAACUACUGUGGAUGUGCUUCUACACGUCAGCUUCACUUUCCCUGAUCUGUGUUGGUUAAUAUCAGUCUCACUGCACGCUGAACCGUGUUACUUUCUCUUUGCCUGACAGACGGCCCACCGGGCGGCGAGCUGAUGAGGUGGUGGAAAUUAGAUCUGAAAGUCUGUGACCAAUCGUCAUUAAACAGACAAGUGCUGUGGUUGAUUCGUGUUUUCUUCACCUUUUCUCUCUGCUCUCCGUGUUUGUUGUGUGUGCCGUCACAUUUAAAGUGUCUCUGAUUCCCAUGACUGAUAAAAAAAAAAAGGAUGUGAAAUAGCUGUUUUUGGCUGGACUGCUUGCUCAUUCUUCGAAAUAAUGAUGUGGCUCUUCACAAACACGUUAAGGUCAAACAACAUUUGGGCUAAUGAGGAGCUCUUUCCCUCUUCAACCAAACAUUGAUCUGCCCUCCGUCCUCCUUUUCCUUUCUGCACUGCAGUUUUAUACGAUUGUUCUGUGCUUCUUCUUAACAACAAAGGCUGCACUGUGGUCUAUUUGUAGGAAUAUCAUGCUCAGUUGGAGGAGAUGCGGGUUUCCAUCAGACAGCUGGAGGAGGACCUGUCUGCUGCUCGUCGCCGUAGCGACCUGUAUGAGGCUGAGCUCAAGGAGUCUCGUCAGACCAGUGAGGAACUGAAGAGAAAGGCUGCAGACUACCAGCAUAGGAUACAGAAGGUCUGUAAUGUUUGAAAAUACAUAUAUGACAUGUAUUUUGAAAGGCCAAAAUCAAAGCCUAACUCAAUGACACAUUUUAAGAUACUUAUGUCAUAGAUAGCUUCUAUAAUGAGUGUUGGUUUCCUACGUCUUUCCAGGCCAAAGAGCAAGGCAAAGCAGAAGCAGAUGACCUCAUGACCAAGAUGGAGAAGGUUGUUUAACGAUUUUUUAGAUUUUUGGGUGGACAAAGACAACAAAAGUGUGUCCAGAUCUGCAAACUCCAAAAUUGGCGAAGAAUAAAAAGCUUAAAUCUUGUUUUUUUUCAUGUCCUGAUAGUUGUGUCUUUCUCUUUUAGGCCAGCGCUGAGCAGCAGACAAAGAUCCAAGAUCUUCAAGAGAAGCUCGCUAAGGUUGGAUUUUUUCACAGGGAGAAUUUAAUGAAUUAUUUAUCAGCUUUUGCUCCUGAUGCAAGAGAUUUAACAGCUUCUGACAUUCUCAGAUGAUUGUAUAAACACCGUCUGCACCCUCUCUGACCUCGUCCUUUUUCUCUCUUUCUCGUUGUUCUUCUAAAACUUUGGUGUACAGUCAGAUUUGAUCUCUGGCCCCGAGAACAAUUAGGCUGUCUUUUUGAUUUUAGGUUUCUGGUUAAUUUACAGCAAUCAAACAGUUUUUGGCUUUUUAGAUUUUUACCUUUUCUGCUUUUUCUCAGAAAUGAGAAUUUACAUCCUGUUCAUCCUGCCAAAAGUACAUGAGGUUUUUAGUGCAGAUUUUUCAAAGCUGACCGAGCCCACACUGGGGACGGAUCUACUUCUGACUAGAUACAAGCUUAGUUAUAAAAAAAUCAUGUAGCCAAAGGACUUCAUAAAAAAUGUCCAUUAAUCAUUGAACAUAUAACUUGCCAAGACUAGAGUGUUGAAACUUGGUGCCAUCACUGACAGAGUCUUUUAUAUCACUGAGUUGCUUUAUAGAGAUCAAAUUUUUACUAAUGCCUUUAUUUUAACUCAGAUUAUACUUUCUGAUUGGUCUAAAAAGUCUGAUUGAAUGUAAGGAUUUGUGAUAAAAGUGGACAUCUUGGUGUAUUAUGUUUGUUGAUUGAUUAAUAACGUGUUCAACUCCAGUCAUUGAAGGCCAGUGCUGAUGCCACAGACCACCUUCAGAGUAUGAAAAUGGCCAAAGAGCGCUUGGAGAGAGAUCUAGAGAGGCUUCAGAAUAAAGAGGACUCGAGUGACAGUCUGCGUCGACGCCUACGGGAGACCGAGGUAUAUAUACGCUCACCUCUCUUAUCACUCACAAUCAGCGCGGCGUAUGUGCUCUCUGAUCCCACGCCUGUUUUUUCUUUUUUUGUUUGUUUGUUCUGUGUACUCGGUCAUUUGAGUCACAAAUCUUUGUUUUCAAAGAGCUUGAGAAUGAAUCUGUCAUGAGUGACAGCUGAGCACUAAAAGCCUUUCUGCUCCUCUGUGAACAUGUGUUACAUCUUCUUCUGAGGAGCACUUAUGGCCCGAUUAUGUAAGAGAUAAUAUACUGCAAGCCAGUGGUUACGCAAAGCAGAAUCCAAUUAAAUACACAAACAUAGUGACUCAAACUAUUGAUGUAGAGACAAUAUUUUAUAUCAUUGAAUUUCUUUUCAGGGAUCAAUGAAGUUCUUCUUUUUCUUUUUUUCUUUCUUUCUUUCUUUCUUUCUUUCUUUCUUUCUUUCUUUCUUUCUUUCUUUCUUUCUUAUCAAAAUGUAGUUGCUCUCAGUUUUGAUGGUCGGCUGCUCUUUAAUGGGUACAGCUUUCUCAUCAGUCUUAACAUUACACUGUUCCCUUUUAGCUGAAAAUCACAUUAAACUAAAUUUUAACUCACAUUAAACACUCAAGGUGAAUUUUUUUUCAUUCUUAACAGAUGCAGAAAAAUUCAGCAGUUUUCUUCAGUUUGGUUGAAGUCACUUUGGUGCUUAUGUGUCCUUGUGUCUCUUCUAGCUUCAGCACUGUUUCCCACUUUUCGUUUUCCUUUUUCCUGCUGAGUCAGCCAUGAGUCUCAAAUGUUUAUUUUUACUAUCAGUAGAGAAAUUACGUAACAGUUACAAUUUUUAUUUUUAGUUUAUAACUACACCUCAUACAGCCACCCGAGGUUCUUUUAAAGGCUCUCUAUGAAUUCUACUAUUAUUAUCAUUAGCAUUAUUAUCAGGAGUGGUAUUAGUCUUAGUAUUAGCAUUAAUCCAAUCCAAUCCAUUUUAUUUAUAUAACAUUAGUAUUAGAAUUAGUUAUAGUUAUAGUAAAAGUAUUAGUAUCAGUAUCAGUAUAAGUACGAGAAAAAAAAAAGUAUUAGUAUCAGUAUUAGUAUUAGUAAUAGUAUUGGUAAUAGUAACAGUAACAGUAUAAGUACCAGUAUCAGUAUCAGUACCAGUAUUGAUAUUAGUAUUUGUAAAAGUAAUAGUAUUAGUAUCAGUAUUAGUAUGAUUAUUAGUAUAAGUAAUAGUAAUAGUAUAAGUACCAGUAUCAGUAUUAGUACCAGUAUUAGUAUUAGUAUUUGUAUCAGUAUUAUCAUCCGUAUUGGUAUCGGUAUCAGUAUUAGUACCAGUAUUAGUAUUAGUUUUUGCAUAAGUAUUAGUAUAAGUAAUAGUAAUUGUAUAAGUAUCAGUAUCAGUAUCAGUAUUGGUAUAAGUAUUAGUAUUAGUAUUAGAUGUGCCAUAACUCCUUUACUUUAACAGAUUUAAAGUGUGCGAUCAGACUAAAUGACUGUUGCUAUGGAGUUUUGGCCAAUCAGAAACCGGUAUUUAACAGGAAGUCUUUAUAGUAAAUAACAGAUAGCUGUUCCUAUAUGGACUUUUUAGUACGUCACUCAAACAUAAAAAAGGGCUUCACAGUGAUUAAAGUUAUUCUGCUUUUAUGAGUGUGACAACAGAUUAUGAAUGAAUGACACUUUUUUCCCAGGGGUAAAUAGACUGAAAUUUGUAUUGAUGCAUUUUUAUGGUAUACAGGAGCAAACAAAAGCAUUAGCUGCAAGAGUAACUGCUCACUGAUGUCUUGUUAAAACAGAAUUUCCCAUUUUACAACAGACGUGCAAAAUUCGAUGAUUAGUUUCCCGUUAGUUUAGAAAAGUGAGUCAAAGGGAGGAGAUUCUAAAUUACACAUCUUUCAUCAGCCUCGAAGAUUUCUCACAAGGCUCACACAUGAAUGACUCUUUGGAGCCAUUGUGAGGAGCUCUGAAUAAUGAGGUGCUAACAUUAUAGAGGCGCAUCACUAACAAGCCAGCUGCAGCAAACUAUCUUCACUUCUUCCUUGAGGUGGAAAUAUGAAGUCUCAUCAGCAUUUCAAAGGAAAUGUGCCGUUAUGUUCAAAUAGCAGAGAGCACAAUUAUAAACUUUGGAUCAUUUGACCUGAGGUUGCAUUUAUAAAGCGGAGUCUAUGAGUCAGUCAACGGUUUUCUUUUCAAGCGCUGAUUUUGUCAUUGUGUGCAGGAUGGGAGGAAGACUCUGGAGAACCAGGUGAAAAGACUUGAGAUUGUGGAGCGCCGGGAGACCAAACUAAAGGAUGAGAUCCAGAGCAAAGGCCAACAGAUUCAGCAGAUGUCAGACAAGAUUCUGGUAAUUCAAAACUCACUGGAGCUGUGAGAUAAACAAAACUAGAUUUGAUAUUUUCUUAUUAAACUCCGCUUCAUGGUCGAGCACUUUCAUGUUUGAUUAAAACUCUUAUUUACAAAGAGCAUGAAGCCGCCCCGCGCAACAAAAAGUUCCUGUGAUAUUGUCUCAUUUUAAUCUCCUACACAGCCACGGUACACCCACACAAGUGCUCUCAAUUACUUUACCUAAUUAGUGUGGGUGUGGAUGGACUGUCUCUGGACAACAUGUUUCUCACUCUCCUGUUGGUUCGGUUACAUCUGUAAAGGUGGAACAAAAUGUUCAUUAAUUCAGAUCAUAACACUGAAUGUGUUUUUUUGUUGGUCUGCAUAGAGUCCAAUCACUCAAGCUUUUUUCAACCUGUGGAGGGUUUGAGGGGUUACGUAGUGAUUAAAGUGUUAGAGUUUUUGCUGUUUCAUUUAGAAAUACCUUUAAAGAGACUAUUCAUUAUGUCAGUCUGACAAAAAAAAAAACUUAUUUGGCUUAAACUUGUAACUGUGAGUAGAGAUGCACCGAUCCAUUUUUUUCCAAUCCAAUCCGAUACCUGGGCUAAGCGUAUCAGCCAAUAUCCGAUACACCUCCAUUAGACACCUCCUCUAGAGAUGAAUUUUGCCGACCGCUUGCCUCUCUAGUUAUACCAACAUUAGUAACGACCGCACGAUAGCAAUACACAGCAGUCUAAGGAGACAUAAACAAACGCCACUCUAUAGCCACAAAUAAUGCUCAGAACAGCACCUAACUUCAUCAACGGUACAUAUAGGGUCCCAGCCACAGUACUAGACACCAAACAUCUUUUUAGCUUUGCCUGAUUUCUUUUGUAAAGAGACUAAACACAACUCACCUACUCUCUUCCAGCAUCCGCUUGUUUGUAGCGAGACCUCAGGUCAGUCCAUUGGCACACAGCAAAAAGACUUCCAUGUAUUAAAGGAAAAAUAAUUAAAGAAAAAAAGACUGGAUCGGCAUCAUUCAUCAGAUAUCCAGUUAAUUUGUCAAUAUCGGCGCCAUUAUCUGAUCCCAUUCCUCAGCGUCUCCCUGAAAUACUUCAUUUUACCUGCUUUUCUACAGACAAAUAGCUACGGUGCUUUUCUACCAACUCCUACUCAGCUCUACUUGAGGUUUUUAAGGUUUUCCAUAUGAUGAUAGUACCUGGUACCAGGUACAUUUUUAGUACCUUAUCGGCCAGGGUUCAGAAAAUGUGAUGUCAACAAACUGCAGACCAUUGAUUGGCCAAGGAGUGACGUCAGUUUUCUUUCACAAGAAUCAAACCCACCCUUUCAUAAAACCUGGCAACAGCAACACGCAAACCAACACCACAGUCCAGAUGUUUCUGUCCUUGGUGACCGAGCAGCAGUUCUACCAUCCUUCACUGUUGAGGAGGUACGAGUAGAGUGGAGUCAAGUAGUGCUAAGACAUAGCUUGUGGGUGCUACUUUUCGCACAGUUUCUCAUUCAUGAAAUGCAAAAUCCAUGGCUGGAUUCCCUCCAUCCAGCCAUGAUAGCACUGUUCAUAAGUUGUUGUUAUGUUCCCCUCAGCUUGUAGUCCUGUGCGGAAGAUCCUUAUAGAUAGGACGGCUCCAUUCAACCAGCAAUAAGGCGUUAUAUAUUUGUGUUUAAAUCAGCAUAACAGGUCUCCUUUAAAUGCUAAAUAUGAGUUAUACUUUUAUCAUCAAAUGUCGUCUAUAACGUUUGUGUGUUUACCUGCAGGAGCUGGAGGAGAACCUCAGAGAGACCCAUGCAACAGCCCAGCGGUUGGAGACUCAUCUGAAGCAGAAGGAGAAGCUCUAUGAAGACAAAAUAAAGGUUGAUUUUAACACAACACAUAAACACUUGUAUGACUGCUGAGAUCAUUAGUGCUUCGUGGAUCUGCAGACAUAUGACUCCUGCUGUGUAAUUGUUAUGGGAAGCGCUCUAAGCUCUGUUUUCCUCUUUGAGUCGUAGGUGUACUUAAAGCAUGUGAGCUCUACAGUACGUCACCUUCACAUUCUCUGUCCUGUAAAGUGAUAUCCUGGUUAUGGUUCUGUGGGCUGCCUGGCAUUGAGCAGGUGUUGGAGGCCCAGAUGAAGGCAGACAUGGCUGAUAAGGAGAUGCUGGAGUCCAGUCAGAGCAAGUAUGAGGAGGAGGUGCGGGAGAAAUGCAGCAUCAUCAGCGAACAGAAGGCGGUAAGGGAUAACCGGCUUGGCAAUGACACUGUUCGAGAAGUAUUUCAACAUUUAUCACACUGACAUACUUUUGGUUGUUAUAGAGCAAAAAUAAUGAGCUGUAAUCUGGUCCCGUUUAAACGUGUUUGACUGAAUGUUCAAUCGACAUUGGUAUGGUUCUGUUCAGACCAUAAAUGCUAUGGACUCUAAGAUGAACAGCCUGGAGCAGAGAAUUUCUGAGCUGUCUGAGGCCAACAAACUGGCAGCCAACAGCAGUAUCUACACCCAAAAAAACAUGUAAGUACCAACGCCGAUAUAAUGAGCACCAGAGAAACUUUCAUGGAGUAGAAGUUCUUGAUUUGUGGAGUAAAGCCAAACCUUACUGUCACCUUAUGGAGCUUUUUUUGUGUAUAUGGCCCUGGCAGGAAAGCCCAGGAGGAGAUGAUCUCAGAGCUUCGCCAGCAGAAGUUCUACUUGGAGUCUCAGGCUGGGAAGUUGGAGGCCCAGAACGCCAAACUGGAGGAGCAUCUAGAGAAAAUGAGUCAGCAGGAGCAGAGCAGCAAGGGCCGUGUGGUCGAGUUGGAAACGAGGCUCCGAGAGGUGAGGAAGAAUUUAAGGAGCUUCCUGACGAACACAUUUGGAAACAGAUUUCCAACACAGAUUAAAAUGACAUUACUUUUUUCUGAGGACAGUGGAUAAUAUGACAAAUCUACACAAAUAAUUUGCUGGUCUAGAUUAGGGUGACCAUAUUCUGAAUCCCCGAAAAGAGAACACGACUAUGUGGGGGUGGAGUCACGUAGUCACAACAAGUUAAUUUUGAGAGUUUGUCAGGUUGGAUUAAGUGUCUUUUACGCGCUUCUAACUCAGCAAGUCAAUGUUACACAAACUCAAAACCUCCAAACAAAACCCUGGACAUUUGAAGGAUUUUAUAAACUUCCCCGGACAAAGCCAGAAAACCUGGACUCCCACCAAAAAAGAGGACAUGUCCGGGUAAAAGAGGACGUAUGGUCACCCUAGUCUAGAUCAUCCUUUGUCUACAAAGACCCAAUAUAAAGAUGGGAUCAGAUCGAGUCCCAUCCUGUGAGAUCAGACCCACUCCUAUCCCAUCUUCAACCUCAUCAGUAAAGCACUUUGCGGCAUUUAGCAAGUUACAGUAGAGAGGAGAAACUUCCUGUAACAGGCAGAAACCCUGAGCAGAACCAGACUCAUGUUGGAAAGUCAUCUGCUGAGAUUGCAUUAGGUCAAUCUACAACAUGAUGGAGCUCUGGGACUCCCAGAAAAGACUGAGUGUUAGUGACUCUAAUGGGACAUGAUGAUUCAAAGUUAAUAAUGUCAGAAUUAUAAUGUGCAAACAGGAGGUGCUGCAGACCCUUUUAAAUAACCAUCUACUAACCUGUUUCCACCUUUUAAUCAGGUUGUUUUGAAUGGCUGCACAGUGACUACAUGUUUCUGGUAGACGUGGAGCUUUUUAGGCAGACAGAGAAGCUUGAAUACACGGAGUAGUUUGAUUAGAGUAGAUUAGAAAUAGAGAGAGAGGAUGAAAGUACCUCAAACGAGCUGGAGAGAUGAAGCUCCUCUGUGUACACACAGAAGUGGAGACAAGAAACAAAAUCUUUAAUUCAACAUCAAGCCAGAUGAUCAGUGAAAUUUUAAAAACCACAACAGACUUCUUCCUGUUAACAAGAGCGAAAGAUUACUGGCUCAUAUCAAGAGCACAUCUGUGCCUCCCUGUAGCUCCUGUGUGUUUUUUUUGUGGUUGUUAUACUCUUUGCACUGUAGCCUAAGGCCUGUUCCCACUGGGGUAGAAUCAAGUACAUCUUAAUUUAUCUAAUUACCUUUUGAAAUGACUGUAUCCUCAUUGUUUUAUUUCAUUAUUCACUUCUUUGUGAUGCACUGGCAGUCGUCCUCUUUAACUCAAACUCUUCAUGUUUUAUUAUGUAAGUGUUUAAAGUCCCACUCCAAUCGUUCUUUUUACAAGUUGAAGUGUUCUCAGUGAUCUUUAAAUUGUGAUUAUGAAGUUUUUACCAAAAAUCAUGUUACCUGUGUCAUUUUUAAGGACUUUUCUUCUGCAGAGCUCCAGUAGCUCAUUAGCAAUUCACCUCUGAGUCGUGGGCGGAGACAGCGCUGCUCUGCACUCUCCUCUUCAUGCUAGCUUGCAGACUAACAUUGUCAGUGUAGUAGAAGUUGCAGGUUACAUAGAAGCUAUUCAGCUCUUGGACACCAAUGUCUUUAGGGACAUGAUGAAAGUUAAUAUCAUAAUUAGCUUUCUUACAGGCAUUGCAAUCCACUAACGCACACUCUUUUUCCACGAUCGUCCUAUUUCUGAGUCGGGGGGCGGAGCUUGGAGUGGUUAUGUAUGAAAUCUCACCAUUUCUGAACCUGCCGUUUGGGUCUGCCAGAGAUUCACAGUGAUUUGAAUGAAGAAACACUCAGAAAAGCAACUUUGCAUUUACUUUCUUCGUGACAUGUCGUGUAGCAUCAGAAAAAUGUCACAUGAACAUGUAAAAAACAAGAAAAACAUGAAUUUUAUCACAGUGGGUCUUUAAGUUUUUGCCUCUUGAGCUGUUUGGAAGUCAAUACAAGAUGCUGUUAAACCUUUAGACAACCCUGUGCAUAAAAAAUGAAUGCAAAAUCUAUGAAUAUUUCCUCACAGUUGAAAUGACGUUCACAUUUUCAUUGCUUUAUCUGGCGUACUCCACUGCACCUGAAUCUAACUAAAUCAUGACCCCUCAUUGAAACAGGGUCGGCAAAAACCAGUCCUCACACAGGUGCUAACUGGAAGCUUGAACGCUACAAAGAAAUGUUUUUGUGUUAUGCAAAACAGUCGUGAUCCAGAGGUUUGUAGUGAUUACAGCAGUGCAGGCCAUUUUUAACAGUGUGAAAUACUUCACAAAGGAAGCUUUAUGGGCUUUCUGUUUCCUCAUCUGAACUUCUUUUAAAUGUCUAGUUUUGAUCAACAACAUCAUCAACCUUGUGUGGGAUGUUUCUUCUUUAAGCUCCCUCGUGUUAACAGAGAUGUAACAGGAAAGAGCAGCACCAGGAAUCCAUGCUCGGCCCAUUGAGCUGAAGUGUCUGCUCCUCGGGGUGAAGCGCACUUGAACGGCCCCUCUUUGUCUCCCUCUGUAGAUUGGACUGGAGCACGAGGAGCAAAAGCUGGAGAUCAAGCGCCAGGUGACAGAGCUGACCCUUUCACUACAGGAGCGCGAAUCGCAGAUUACCAGCAUGCAGGCGGCUCGCCAUGCUCUGGAGGGCCAACUGCAGCAUGCCAAGACGGAGCUGGAGGAUACCACCGCCGAAGCCGAGGAAGAGAUCACUGUUCUUAGAGUGAGAGAAAGUAGACGAGUAAAGUGGAUCGUAUCUCCUUUAAUAUUAUAUGACUCAGACACUGAAAUCAUUUGUCCCUCUGUCUCGCUUGUCAUACCUGCUAGGCACACAGAGAUGAAAUCCAGCGCAAGUAUGACGCUCUGAGAGACAGCUGCGCGGUAAGCUCCUCGAUCUUUCCUGAAAGACACUGCACACUAAUGCCAUUAUCAUCAUCAUCAUCAUCAUCAUCAUCAUCAUCAUCAUCAUCAACAACAACAUCAUAACAAUUGACUAUGAGCCUUAAAGGGUUAAGUUACUGUAGAGUGGGGUUGUCUGAGUACUUUGUCUAGAAACCAGUUGGAUUUACCAGGUAGAUCAGCCAGCUUGAACAAACUCCAGCAUUGUUCUCAGUGUUAGGUACAUGCUCCAUCUGGAAAGCCUAACCCUAACCCUCAUCCAAACCCUAACCCUAUCUCUCACCCUAUACCUAAACCUAAACCUAACCCUAACCUUAACCCUCACCCUAUACCUAACCCUAACCCCUAACCCUUAACCCCUAACCCUAAUCAAAACAUUGUUCACUGUGUUGAGUACAUGCUCAAUCUGGGAACCCUAACUCUAACCCUAACCCUCACCCUAAACCUAACCCUAACCAUCCUCACUCUCACCCUAAACCUAACCCUAACCUUAACCCUCACCCUAAACCUAACCCUAACCCUCACUCUCACCCUAAACCUAACCCUAACCUUAACCCUCACCCUAACUCUAACCCUCACCCUCACCCUAAACCUAACCCUAACCCUCACCCUGACUCUAACCCUAACCCUAACCCUCAACCUAACCCUAACCCUAACCUACAGUAAACUGUCCAUCUAACUGUGGCGUCACUAAGACUGAAAAGUGGUCUACGUCAUGCCCAAAGUUGUUAUUUUUUCCUUUAAAAACAUAUUCUGUAAGAUCCAAAACUGUCCUGGUUUACAUAUCCCACUUCAAAAACACUGAACUAUCCCUUUAAGUAGACAUGUUUUUCAGUCCUGAUAGAAACUGUGAUAUUCUUAGUUUUAAAAAGUCGUUACUUUAAUUACAGUUGCUGCCAAUGGUCAGUGUCCACAACACGGUUUCCAGAGCCCAGCACGUUGUGUCUCUAAGCUCAGUUUAGAUCCCAGUGGCCAUCGUGCAGAAACCUCUCCAACUCUGUCAUCACACAGUUUUUCUCUUUUGGAACACAGCAAUUUUCUGACCAAAUAAGCUUGAGGGUUUAUAAUUCUACAGAGUUGAAUACAUUUUCUAUGAUACACGCGGGGAAACCAAUUAAUUCCCCCUUCUUACGCGGAGCCGCAUUACCACGACCCCAGAGCUUCUGAUAAUGAGGCAUCAUGCGAAGCCGGGCUGCUAAUGAUGUCUGGUGAAACUACCACUAAAGAGUACAGUUUCCUUAACAGAUGAAAGUAAAACUUCCAGUUUAUUAGCUGCAGUUUGCUAACAGCCAUUCACAUUUUACAGUGAUGCUUAGAAAACGAAAGAUAAAACUAACUCACCUUUAGAUCAAAUUCAAUUAAACUUUCCCGUAGCACAAACAUGUUGGAAUACUUUCACGUCUCUUCAUCCCUAAGCUGAUUUCUGCAUUAUUUCUUAUGACAUAUGUUGUAUUUUUCAUUAUUUUUAUUACUAUGGAGGCUUUAUGUUCAGCUUACCAUGAGACAAUGUCGUUGUAAUAUGGAUUUAGUUUCUGUGGUUUCAUAUACCUUGAGUAAAUACUAAGACUGCUUUGGUCUUCCUUCAUUUCAUUGCCCUACUUUUGAGAUACUCCCACUUGCAAACUGUUCAGGAAGCACUGGCCAUAGAUUCAGCUGGCUUCUGUUCAGUGAUUCUGCGACAAGCAGAGCUUGAAAUGUCAGAAUCGCUCUAUUUCUGCCUUACUAAGAAUAUAACGUCAGUCCAUCCAUUAGUCUGUCUCUUAAACAAUUUACACCGGAGCACAGCGGCCAGACAAAUGUUUAUAUCAUUCAUAGUCGUAUGGGUGCUUUGGUAGAUUUUUAACAGCAGGUUGGGUUCAGACCCAGUCAAGGCUUUUGACUGUAUUAUUUCCCAUAAUUCCCUCUUCUUCCCCUCUUUGCUGUCUUUGUUAACCUGCCACAGCUAAAUAAUGACAGAUAAAUCAGCCAUUUUCAUGUAAACAAUUGUAUAAAAUAUACAGAUAUAUGUGCGUAUACAUGCUCAUGUAUUUAUCCAUCAUCUAUCUGUUUAUCCGUGUGUUCUGCUGCUGUGUGGUAAACGUGUUUAUUUCAGUCAAGGAAAUUGUGGGACUGAUUUACUGCCUCUUCUGCUGGCUUAUUAUUAUCUUAACACCCACAGCCUUCAUAAAUAGUAUUGAGCAAUGUGCAUUUAGCAGCGCUGAGGACACAAGGCCCAGGAUUUGAUUUGCAUGAGGACUGCAUGUUGCUUUAUAGGCGUGGAUGACAGAUGAGUCAAGUAAAUAUAGAGGCUUGCCAGAUCACCACUGUACCCAUUCCUGAGUUGAUUUCCCCGCCCUGCCUUGAGUAUUUAGUCGCUGCUGUCAGUCCCCAGCCUGGGGGAAGCAGAAGCACUGAGUCAGUGCAGAACAGACAGCUAAUUUAUGUACUUAAAAGCUUUGCCGUUUUCCCAACCACUACUUGGAAAUUUUGCGUGGUGCACAUGAUCCCAGGAGAGCUCAAAACAGGCAGCCUGUAACCUCCACUCCCUGCACCGUGUGAGCACCGUAAUCUCCUCUGAUUAGGCGAACAGUGGUGUGUUGAUGACAUGAUUAGCUCGCUCCUUCAGAGUGAUACAAGUAGCCAUGCAACCAACAAAAUGAUUACUGCAUUAUAUCACUAACCUAGAUAACUGUAUCAUGUAAUAAUGCAGUGGCAGAAUUUAGACUGUGUGGGGUGUCAAGCCAAGUUUCCUGUGGAUGAGCAAUAACAUGCACAAUGCCAGCCUAUAUGGUGUAAUGGUAUUACUGUAAGCGAGAUAUUCACCAGCAUCCGCACUGUAAAACAAAUGUACAGAUUGUAUGAGUAUGAUGUACAAUGAGAGCAAUGGUAGUUUGUCAAACAUCCUUACAUGUAACAGGAUCAGCCGGGUCAGAGAUCAUGUAGUUUACAUAACAGUGCGGCGAGACGUGACCUCUUCAUACUUAUCACUCGAGUCAGACUGCAGCGAUUUAUUCAAGUGUUCUGCGGUAGACACGAAAAUGCUAAAUUGUCUUAUCAGUAGUCGUUUGUUUUCUGCAGGACGCCUGUCUGAUCUCGCAUCCUGAGUUUACUAUCUUCACUAUAUUUACUCACUUAUUCAAUGAUAAUAAUAAUGACUGUAUUUAUGUAGCACCUUUAAAAACAGAUGUUUUAACAGAAGAAGCAAACGAAGGCAGAAACAGGCAGAGGAAAAUUGACGGUUAAAUAAAUAGACGGUUAAAAAUGAUUGGUGGCUGGCGGCAUCACAUCAGGAUGGUGAAAAGGAAGAGGGUGGAUAGAGGACAAAUAAAAGAGGAAGAGAAGUAAAUACAUGGAUAUAAAAUAAGAUAAGAGUUACAAUAAAUAGUAAAUAAAUAAAUAAAAAAUAAUAAAAAGGUAGGGAGUAUAUUAAACAUAAGAAAAUUUAAAAAAGGACUAAAAAUAAAUAAAUAAAUAAAUAAUAAUUAAUAAUAAUAAUAAUAAUAAUAAUAAUAAUAAUGUGAAUAUGAAAAUAAUAUGAAUACUAUAAAUAACUGACAAGGUUAAACAAGAAGUAGCAGGCAAUAAAAUAAUAUAAAAUAAAAUAAAUAAAACAAAACAAACAAAGAAACAAAAAUAAAAUAAAAUAAAUAAAUAAAUCAUGCAUCAUGUAAAAGCAAGUUAAAAAAGUGAUUUUUACUCUCUGCUUACCUGCAGGUGAUCACUGAUCUCGAGGAGCAGCUGACCGCGCUGACUCAGGAGAACGCCGAGCUGAACCGCCAGAACUUCUACCUGUCCAAGCAGCUGGAUGAAGCCUCUGACGAGAGGGAGGACAGGCUGCAGCUCAGUCAGGAUGUAGACAGGCUGCGUCGGGAGGUGGCAGACCGUGAAAUGCACCUCAACAACCAGAAACAGGUGGGCUUUCUUGGCUGCCGGUCCACUCUGCUCUGGUUUUUUGAGUACGGGUGUUUGUGUUAAUGUUCUUUUCCAGCUGAUGUUGGAUUUCAUCAUCGGUAUGAAAGGUAAUUCUUAAUUAUGCGGUGUUGGAGCGAUGUAUUGAAUGAAAGGCUGGCACCGGUCUCCUCAGUCAUGAAAUGAAACAUCAAAUAUGAUGGACAGAAGACAAGGUGUUUUUUGUUUUUUUUACUUCAUUCCUGAUAUUAAUAGCUGUAAGGAUGCCCAUGCUCACUCAUUGCAGUAACAAUGAGUGUUACUUUAGCACUUAGCAAGUUACAGUGGAGAGGAGAGACUUUCCUCAACUUUUCUCAUUUUUUCCAGUUUUUCUUUAUCAUUAUUAUUAUUAUUAUUUUUUUUAUUUUACUUUAUUUUUGUGUUAUUAUUAUUUAAAUCUUUUACCUCUUUUACUUCUAUCUUAUUUCGACUUGCUGUCCUUUUAGCCUUUGUUAUACUUCCAAUCUUUUUGUAUUUAACCUUUUAGGCCUUUUAUUGGUUUUAUUGUUUUUUCUUGCUCAUUUAUUUUAUUCUAUUUUAUCAUCUUUUUAUAUUCACUAUCCUGUUUCCUGCUUUCAACCCCCCUUUUUUAUUACAUUUCUUUUUCUUACCUAUUUAAUGCGUUUAUUCUGGUCCUCGUGGUCUCAUUUUAUGUUGUCGGGUUCUUCUACUGUCUUGGUUUCUUAUGACAAAUGAAACUGGCCUUGAAUUCGGAGGUCUUGUCUUAACUGAGCUUUUGUUUUUUAUUUGUUUUUAUUAUUUCAUGUGCUGAUGUUCUGUGCUUUACAACUGUCUGUCAAUGUAAAAAUAAAGUUAUUAUUAUUAUUAUUAACAGGCAGAAACCUUGAGCAGAACCAGACUCAAGUGAGACAGUCAUCUGCUGCUGUUACAUUGCGUUUAGAGAGGGGAUAGAGGGAGAGAUGUAGACAAAGAGAGAUGGACAGAGGUGAGAUUGAUGCUUGUAGAUAAAGCAGGAAAGCAGGCGGGUCUACGGCUGACAUGGAAGGGUCUAACUUAGCGCUGGUGAAAGAUGAUUUCCACUUGAUAACCUCAGGGAUGCAUCGGCUCUGACUGCCCAUCAGUCUCCAUCUGGGGGACAUUAGGAAGCAUGUGUCUGGCUUUGUAAGUUAUCAGUAUGAGGGCAUGAUGGGAUGCUGUUAGUAACUGUUCUAUGUUGUGUGUAUAUAAGGGCUUAAACAGAGAAACUACACUCCUCUGUUUAAUCUGGAACAACAGUGUAUUAAUCAAUUAGUAAAAUACACAAACAAGCAAACGUCUGACUUUGAUGGAGUCACUCACAGUUGUUUCGAAUGAGCCAUCUUGUUCCCACAUACGUCGAGCAUUUUCUAUCGUUUCUGCAUCAAGCUGUCACAAAUAGAAGCUGUCAUAAGUUGACAACGCGGACUAAAACAACACCAGUUUCUUAGACAGCUUUAUUCAUUCCUUUAGUUCAACUUCCCUCCCCCUGCCCAGCUCCCACUCAGUCAGACACCAGAUUCUCACUUAGUCACAUUAUGUGAUAUCUCCACACUACCUUUGACAAAUGACCUAGACAUCUCUCCCCGCUCUGACAGUGUUAAGUGUAAAUCAGGCAGGAGAAACCCUGGGAAUAUGUCAGUAUUGUUAUGUGCUGCAUUCUGGAUGCAGUAAGAGUGAGAGAGCGCGAGCGAGGAGGCUGUGUGAUGUGUGCGCGGCCCCUGUGGGAGGAUUUCUGUGUGGGUGUGCAGUAGCGCUCUCGGUCCUGCUGGUUGUGUAACCAGCGAUGGAAGUCAUAGACGAGGGAUGGGGUGGUGUGUGGGCGGGAUGUGUCAUCCCCAUCACUCCCAGGUCGAGUCAGCUGUGGAAGUGUUGGACUUCAGAGGGCCGUGGUGUUGCUGCAGCACCAGAACCGGCUAUAUUUGUCUCCCAACGCUUUGUCUAAAGCAACACUUAAAACACAGCGGUUUGUGUAGAUCCUCUGAGCACAAACAUGUCAUUUAAUGUUCCCUCUAUAGCCCUCGUCUGUGAUGGUAUCUAUUUCUGGUUUGCUGCAGUUUCAUGGCUUAUUAGACUUCACAUGUGAUUUAUAAAAAGUACAUACUCCUCUCCAGAUAGCCUCAGCUCAGCCCAGGUGUCUGCAUAACUGCCCCAGGUUCUGGUGGGAGGAGUGGACAUCUUGUGGUUUCGUAACAUUUCUUUCCGCUUGAAACACUUUUGUUUACCACUUAAAAGACUAGAGUUUAACCCUUUAAAGACUGCUAUUUUAAAAUUAGUAUGAGAUUUAUUUUUGAGUUGUUGUACUGAUCUGUAACAGAACCUUGAGACGCUGAAGACUACAUGUACGAUGCUGGAGGAGCAGGUUCUGGAGCUUGAGACCCUUAAUGACGAGUUGCUGGAGAAGGAAAGACAGUGGGAGGCCUGGAGGUCGACACUCGAAGACGAGAAGAACCAGGCUGAGCGGAGGACCAGGGAGAUCCAGAGACUGCUGGAUACAGAGAAACAAAACAGGUGACAAUCUCAACCGCAGAUACAGAAACACUUUCACAGCGUGGAAACAAAUCAACAAAAUUAAACCUUAAUGAUCAUGCAAAGUUUGUACUUGGAUUUUGUGUUCAGUUAGAUAUGUGGUUUUCCUGUUUCUAGCGGUCGCUGGAUAACCUGCACGAUGCGUCGAUAAUUAAAAGAACAACAGCUGCACCUCUCAUAGUGUUUUCAAGCAUGAAUGACACAGUUUAAACUAAGACUGCUGCAACAUGAAGGUAUUGGCGAUUUACGUCUUUUAGCUAUUUUCAGUCUGAGAACAUACUCCAAAAGGAAGUAAAAGUUUUUUUUUUUUACAGUAUAGGAAAUACUACAAAAGAAGAUUAGCGCCACAAGAGGAGAAAAAAGAAUUGCAGGAGGGAGAUUCUUUUAAUUUCCAUUUCGAGAUUAAAGUUGAAAUUUCUGGAUGGAAGUCAAAAAUUAAAAAAAAUCAAAAUUUCGACUUUAUUCAUGACUUUAACUGUCGACUUCAAUCUCGAAAUUUUGACUUUAAUCUCAAAAUCUUUUUUUUCAAUCUCAAAAUUUUGACAUUCACGAUAUUUUGACAUUUCAUAUUCUUGAAAUUUCAGCUUUAAUAUCAAAAUUUCAAUUUUUCAUCCUGAAAUUUCGCCUUUAUUGACAUAAUUUUGAUCUUUUUAAUGAUGAAAUUUUGCAUUUAAUCUUAAAAUUUCGACUUUAAUCUCCUUCCUGUAAUUAUUUUUUUCUCUUCAUGUGGCCCUAAUCUUCUUUCGUAAAAUACAGUUACCUUAACAAAAGGCAGUAAAAAUGCUGCAGUGACACCAUCAAAAACAGUUGUUUUAUGAGAUAAUGUUUUCUUUAAAGUUGAGUCUAAACUGGCUUGUUUGCACCAACCUUUUACCAGAGGUUGUGGCUACUGAGCCGAAACUUCGAGCAGAACCAGACUCUUCUAAGACAGCCAUCUGCCGCUACUGUAUUUUCGUUUAGAGAUAGACGGAGAUGCAGAAAGAGAGAGACGGACAUAGGUGAGAUUGAUGCUUGUAGUUGAAACAGCUGGAAAGCAGGCAGGUCUGCAGCAGCGAUCCAGAGGAAACUACAUCAUGAUGGAGUUCAGGGACUCUCAGAAAAAACUGUGUGUUAGUGACUCUAAUGGGACAUGAUGAUUCAGAGUUAAUGACACAGACAGAGAGAGAGGAUAGAGAAGGAGAGGAAGAUGCUUAAUGUGCCUGUUAACCCCGGCAGUCUAAACCUUUAGCAGCAGAACUAAGCGCUGGUCCAGACCUGACUAUGAUACUCCUACUUACAAAUACUAAAUCUGAUGUACCUGAGAAGUCCACUUACUGUCUGUUCUGUGGUGCUGGAUUGUGACUCCCAUGGACGCAGACUGGCUCUAUGUAAUCAGAUAUAAAAGUCUCAUUCUUCGUCAAAAACCACAGCUAUAAUAUUUUGUCUUCAUCAGGUCUCUUCUGGUUUAUUUUUAAGAGUUUGCUUUAACUGGCUGGAAAGAAAUCUUUAUCUGCUCCGAGUGUUGCAGUCCGCGUUGGAUCAGGUCUUUCUACACCUACACUAGCUGAAUGCAACAGGUCUAGGAAUAUUCUCUAGGGUUUGUCAUAAGGUAUUCUGGGAAAUAUAUGAUUUUAUUUGGGGUUGAUGUAGGCAGAGCAGGUGAUAAACUCUAAGUAUAAGAAAAAACAUAUUAAAACACAGAGACAGUCUCAAAACAAAACUUUAACCUCGAGUUACCCCUUUAAACGAACUGUAGACGGACCCCUGAUGGAGAAAAUUGAAGAGAUUGAUUACUGACUUACUGACUACUGAUAACUGACAUGGUGGGGAAUUUACAUACUUAAAAACAUCUCAUGUUAAUAAUUGUUUUUAUGCGCUACAGGCUACGAUCGGAGCAGCGCUGCUCAGAGUCUCGCCAGGCCGUUGAACAGGCCGUCAAGGAGCACAAAGCCGAGAUUCUCGCUCUACAACAAGCCCUCAAAGACCAAAAACUCAAAGCUGAAAGUCUGGCUGACACUGUAAGGAUUUCCACUCUGCUUAAUAAGUGUUUGUUUUCUUUUAACUAUUUUUGGUUGGCAGAUGUUUCUGGAAACUCGUCUUGCUCUCUGUCCUCAGCUGAAUGAUCUGGAGAAAAAGCACGCCAUGCUGGAGAUGAACGCUCGCAGUUUGCAGCAAAAACUGGAGAGCGAGAGAGAUUUGAAGCAGAGGCUGUUAGAGGAGGUACAUGCAAUAUUUCACACUUUGUUUCCUUAAAUUAAAAUUGAGUUGCACUGAAAAAAUUUGCAUGCAUUCAUUUACAUCUAAGAUGCAAAACUAUUGAAGUAGAGAUUCUGUAUUUGUAAUCUGUUAAAUAAUGCCACCGUUGGAAGAAAUCAGGAGCCUCCAUGUGUGGGGAUGUAAACAGCUGUUUACCUUUGCAGCAAGAGAAACUGCAGCAACAGAUGGACGCCCAGAAGACCCACAUCUUCCGCCUGACACAGGGGCUGCAAGAUGCUCUCGAUCAGACCGACAUACUGAAGACCGAACGGACCGACCUGGAAUUCCAGCUGGAGAACAUCCAGGUGCUGCUACACACACGCAUGAUUUUAGUUUGCAUCAGUAAACACAGACACAGACAGAGAAAAGUAUCCCGGUCAGUUCAAGCACAUAGAGAACACGGUCAACUGCUGGGCUGGGGGUCAAUCCAUCUGUCAUCUGCAGUCCUUGUUUCUCCCCCUCUGUUCGGUCACUUUGUUCCUCUGGGGAAGAUAAGGAUGGAUGCGUUUUGCCCCCCCGUACAUUGUUUAUUCUACCCCCACAGCAUACCUCCCCCUUCUCUCUGUCUCUCUGUCACCCUCUGUGUGUGAAGUGAAGUACUUGAGGAGAAAUUCAUGGCAGUAGUGAUGUUCACUUAGCUCCACCUGCAGGCUGUGUACUCUCAUGAGAAGGUGAAAAUGGAAGGGACCAUCACCCAGCAGACCAAGCUCAUAGAUUUCCUUCAGGCCCAGGCUCACGGUGGCUCCAAGAAGAAAAAGGUCAGACUACAGAUAUACUACUUAUAUAUUCAAUUUCUUUUCUUUAGUAGAAAUUUGAACAGAAAUGUACAGACUUUGGCAUUAGACAAGUGUAAAACUGCAAAAACAAACCUUGAGUUUAGCUAAAUUAUUGCAUGUCUUGAUGCGUCCCUGAUCAAAAGGAGCAAAUAAAUGUUCAGAGUGAUUAACUGGAUGUUUUAAAAAUGUGUUCAAGUAAGAAAAAGUUUAAAUUUUUUAAUGAAAGUGAACUAACUGUCGACUGCCGUGUCUUAGGGCCUGUUCGGGCGACGUCGAGAGGAUCUCUUGGCCGCCAUGGCUGCUCAGGCCCAGGCUCAAGGUCAGGGUCAGGGCCCGGUUUCUCCUGUGCCCCCGAUCCAGCCGGUGCCGCUGCAGUACAGCGACAUGAAAGCAGCUCUGGAUAAAGAACGAGCUCGCUGCUCUGAGCUGGAAGAUGCUCUCCAGAAGAUGAGAGCAGAGCUGCGAUCUCUGAGAGAGGAGGGUAAGUUGACUCCGUUUAGCCGUGCAAAUACAUCCCUGUAUGCUUCAGUCAUAUUGGGGGUGUCCCGAUAAAAUAUUGAUAUCGGUCCAAUAUCAGAAAAAAAAAUCAAAUAUCAGAAAAUAUAUUGACCUGCAUCUAAAAUCUCCGAUACAAGCAGUCCAUUUCAGACUCCGCUCCAGCACCUCUAUCUAGCAGCGCCCUGAUCCAGUAAGCUGAGCCCACAAAAUCACAACAACAGUGUGUACUAAGGUACUAACAAAGUAGCAAGGAGUAGGAGUGAUGUCGGCCUUGUGGCAGUAUUUUUUGUUUAAGUAUGAAAAAGAUAUUGCAGCUGAGUGAAAAACUUGUCAUGCACAAUUUUGGCUACAAAAUCAGUAUUGUAUCAGAAGUCAAAAAGUUGUAUCAGGACACCCUCUUAUUUAGGACCACUAACUUUUACUAUAAUAAAUGGACAUUUUUGUAAAAACAGGUAAAUUAAUCACCUUUUUAAUCACCACACCAGCCCUCCAGUAUAAGGAUAUCACUAACUCUACCAACCCGGCCUCAGCGCGACAGCAGAUGGUUAUGUCUGCCAUGGUCAAGUCUCCUGAGCACCAGCAAGGCCCAACCAGUCUGGCGCCCUCCAACUCUGGACGGAGGAAGGAGACCGCGACCCCUGAGGGUGAGUGAGGCGCUCAUGUGGAUUGUUCUUUUGAACAGAGAUCUACUGUAUGUGGAGGUCAGCAGCUUUAUAACAUGGCCCUCACCUGCACACACAUUGAAACACAUAUUCAAUAUUACUGGUAAAGGAUCAUUUAUGAAGCUCUCACUAUCCUUUUUCUUUCACACAACUUUCAGAGAGAAGGAGAGUCACUUUUGAAAGUAAGUUGUCCAAACUCAUGGUUUCUGCAGUUUGGUCUAUUAUCUCUCUUCUUUUUUGCCUCAUCCACAUCCUUAAAGGCCAGAUUUUAAAAGCUCUGCACUUAAAACAAACAUGAGAUCCCACCAGGCUGGUCAGGUGAGGCUGAGAAACAAUCACGCUAAUUUUCCCCUCAUUAGUGCACAGCUUUAGAAAUCUGAAGCAUUUUAUCUUGGUUGCUGAAGCUUAGCCUCUGCUCUACAACUCACUUAGGUAACCCACCCUGACGUCUAAUCAUGCACUAACCCACAUGUACUGUUUGAUAAACUCUGAGCUACAAACACCCAGUCCAGUGAAGCGGGGACGUUGUGUAAAAUGUGAAUAAAUACAGAAUACAGUGAUCUGUAAAUCCUUUAUUUUAUUAAAUACAAGAGAUUUAAUAAUGUUCAAACUGAUCACUGUGCUCUGUUUUUAUUCACGCUUUACACAACGUCCCAACUUCUUUGGAGUUGGGGUUUGUGCAUAACCACUGUUUGAACCCAAACCCUGAAAAAAAGGUAUUAUCCAGUCAUCAUACGAACAACCAAGGUUACAAAAAUUAUUCUCAGUUUAAUUUGGAUUAUUUACCACCAGAAAUGUGGGGAGAUCGAGUUAUGAGAAAAAUUCAGUAGAAAGAUUACUGACAUGUAUAUGAAAUGUAAAUAAAGCGAAAAACAACAGAUUGAAGUGGGAGAAUACAGCACAUGAAGUAAACAAAGUGUAUAUAACAGGAGAGAAAACCUGCAGAAAAUCAACUAAUUAUAAUUAACUAAACAAAAAUGAAUUAGUUCAAUCAAAACAUGCAAAAGUAGUUAUGAGAUUUAAGACGAGUGUUUCUGAAUAUUUACACCAGGGCUGUCCAAACUUUGUUCAAAGAUGAUAAUGUUUGUUGUUAUGAAAAUGCCAGCGCCCCCUACUGCUCUUUUUAUGAUGAUUUGGGCAACAUAAAAAAAAUAUGUCUCCGUUUUUUUCUUUUGUUUGUUUUUUUUUUUUUUUUUUUUGUGCCAGAAACAUAUCAUGGAUUUCAUCUGAAUUCCUUCCAUGUUGUUUAUAUUUUUUAUAUUUUUCUUAUUUUUUAUUUUUAGUGAUAUGGACCAUCCUGUAGGUGGGACUGAAAUAAAUUUGAAUAAUAAUAAGCCUUUUUUUUGACUAGUAAACAUCAUUAUAGCAGCUACUUUUUCUUUACCUGAAUUCUGAACAAUUGUUUGCACCAAUUUUUGCCUCUUCUGCUUCAUUUAAUUUAUUCUUUUUUCCUCAUUUUGUUUUAUUUUUAUUGAACUUUUAGUGUCCAUGAUGCACUCCUUACUCCUCAUUAAAACACUAAUUUGAAGAUGUGUGAGUUUUCAUGUCACCAUCAGAUUUUAGUCCUGCAGUAUUCACAGAGUUUUGGCCUGUUUAAAAUCCAAGAUAAUGAUAAUUUAGGUUAAUUCAGAUGCAUUUCUCUGCCAUAGAUAAUGGGCCCUAUAAAAAUUGACCUUUGGCUAUGCCUGUUGUACACACUUUCUUGCAUCAACAUUAACAAGUCCUUGUGCAAUGGAAAACCUUGGAGUAUACAGACUUAAAAAGGAGAAAAAUUGACUUUAUGAGAUUCUCGAUGCUGACUGGAUAAGGCCUUGUAAAGCCUUGGGACAGUGAGUGGGCACGAGUAAAAGGACUGAUCAAAUCUCAAUAUUCUGUUUAAGCAUCUGUCUUCAGAGUUUACUUGCUUAUGCAUUUUGCUUAACAUCUUACAGUCUUUUGGAAACCCUCUUUUGUUGAACUGAUUUCAUAGCGGGUAUGGCAUGGUGCACUGAGGUUUUGAAGUGAUGGAUGCACCUGACACAGUAAGGCAUACCGGAGCUGCCUGCCCCUCACUGUGUUCCCCUGACUGUAUUCAGAGUAUAGCCGUCGUCUGAAGGACAGUCAGAGAGACAGAGAGAGGGAGAGAGAGAGGGUGGUGCACCACAACACCGCUCACCGCUUCACAGUGGGACUCAACAUGAGAGCUGCCAAGUGUACCGUGUGCCUGGAUACGGUGCACUUUGGUCGCCAAGCUGCUACCUGUCUUGGUAAGUUACAGAUGUGUCUGAGAGGGCAGCUCCAAAUGAUCCCCAUUAACUUAACUGAAUUUAUUUAUAUACAAUUUUCGUUUGAUAGGUUACAGAUUUCAUAAAGAAAUCAAAUUCAGGCCACCUAAUUACAUCUUUAUGGUUUAUGAAAACAAAAACAGUUUAAACUAGUCAUUUGUUUUUAUCCAUAAAGAAACUUUUUUCAUGAUGUCAUCUGUUUUUUCAAACCCCCUUUUGUAGACCACUGGAUGCAGCAACCAUGGUUUACAAAAACAGGGUCAAACUUUUUUUAGUUUUACACGUUUCUCACAGUUUGCCUACAAAAUAAAGAACCUCCUCUGAUUUAUACUUGCCUGGGUCUCCGCCCCUGUGAAAGCUUUGUCUAUACUUAUAUUUAUCAUACUAUACUAUAAUAUUUUUAACAAACUUAACUUUGAUUGUUUUAACAUACUUUAUAUGACAUUUAUAUCAUACUAUACUAUGUUUUUAUUUAUAUACUACACUUUAAUAUUUCGAUCAUACUGUACUAUGACAUUUUUCAUCAUACUAUACAAUGAUUUUUUUUAACAUACCAUAUUAUGAUAUAUUAUUGUUCAAUAAAAUGAUAUUUUUAUCAUUUUAUAGUAGGACGUUUUUAUUAUACUAUACUAUAACAUUUUUAUUGUACACUAUUUGAUAUUCUUUACAAACUAUACAAUGACAUUUUUUUUCAUACUUUGACAUUUCUUUUAUAAUUAUACUAAUAUACUAUAGUAUUAUUCUUAUACUAAAUACUAUACUAUUAUUUCUUUAACAUACUAUACUAGCAAAUUUAUAAUAAUAUUUUCAACAUUCUCUUCAGAAUGUCACGCUUUGUGCCACCCAAAGUGCUCCCCCUGCCUUCCAGCCACGUGUGGCAUGUCCAGCGACUGCUCCCUGCACCUGUCUGACGGCGGCCUGUGUCGGGAUAAAGGCAGCUCCCCGGCCCCUCAGCACAAAGAGGCCAGUGGCCACAUGCACCUGGAGGGCUGGAUGAAGCAGCCCAGGUCAGUUCAGCAUAAAUUAUACAGUGAUAUUGUGGGAUCUUUUUAAUCACAUGAGUUUGAGGGGUGGAGCAAAUGCAGGGGUGCAAAUUAUCAUCUUGUACUCUAUGAUAGUCUCCUUAUCUGGAACUCUAAACUAGUGAAUUCGACUAGUCUCCUACAGUAGACCUGCUGAAUCUGCGCCAUUACCUUUGCUCUUGCUUUGUGUGUUUGUAGGAAUGGGAAGCGAGGCCAAGGCUGGGAGAGAAAAUAUGUGGUCCUGGAUGGGACUAAAGUGUCCAUCUACGAGAUCGAGCCCAGAGAAGGUAGUCUCUCUUUGUCUAACUUGGUCCCACUCGAGUAAAACUCCCUCUACUCCUAACCAAAGGUGUUUUCUUUUCCGUUUGUACUUUUUAGAUUCAGUGAAACCGCUGGAGGAGUUUGACCUGUGCUUGUUAGAUGGAGAGGUGCUUGUUCAUGGAGCUGUGGGGGCCUCUGAGCUACCCAACACUGCCAAGUCAGGUACAAGGACUGUCCUCAUAGUAUUGGUUUUAAACUAUAUCCCUCUAAGUGUAUUUUUACAGGCGCCAUGGAAAAAAUGAUCAAAAUAAGAGCGAGCAUCUCUCUCCUCUCUCUGUGUGCCAGAUGUCCCCUAUGUCCUCAAGCUUGAGUCCCGGUGUCACACCCCCUGUUGGCCGGGACAGGCGAUCUACUUCAUGGCCCCCAGCUUCCCAGACAAACAGCGCUGGGUGGCUGUCAUGGAGUCUGUAGUUGCUGCCGGGCGAGCCUCACGGGAGAAAGCCGAGGCUGACGCAGUGAGUAUUUCUGUGCAAGGAGAGGAGGGGGGAAAGUGGGGCCUGUGGCUGUCAGUGUCUGCUGCCUGUGAUGACCAGAGUCAAAAAUAACAGACUUAUCUUUGACUGUGGUCGUAUACUUGCUCUUGUUGGGGGCUAUUCAUAAGUGGGAAAUACAUUUAUUGAGGAUUUAACAUUAAGGUUGAAAUUUUGGAGUUUUAAUGGAUAACCCCCAGUUCACAUAUAUGUGUCAUUAAUUGUCCCCUUCUCCUUUCUUCUUCUCUUUCCCUUCUUCUCUCUUUCUCUCUCUGUCUUUCUUUCUCACCGCUCUUUGUUGCUUUUUCAUCCCGUCACAUUGUAUGUCCGGUAUAUGGGCAUGUUUUGUUAAUUCGCCCUAUUCUGCUCAUCCCAUGGGGUGUCAUUGCACACAUAGGCUGCUGUGUCCAAAAGACAAAUGGUUCUGUCUCCUCUGGUCCAGGUAAACACUGACAAAGACAAAGACAUGUAGACUUACUAACACACACAUUCACUCACACUCCUGCGUAUCCUACAUGAGGCACGCUGUUGUGCAUGAGUCUGUCUUUGUGUUGUUGGGUCAUCCUCCCCUCUGCUCUCGCUCCACCUCCUGUGGCCCGUCCUCCCUCUGAACUGUCCUCUGCUUCAGUGUCACAUCCUGUUUGUUUUCUUACAGACUGAAUGUCCCGUUUUUUAACCACAGCACACGACUUCUUCUAAUCACGAUGUUUGAUCAUCUCUGUGCUGAUCCUCCUCAGCAGUCCUGUCUGGAGGAGGACAGAUCAGUCAGUGGGUUUUGACCUGAUAGUGUCCUUGUCUGUUCUGACCCUGCUGUCCACUGCACUCUCUUUAGAGUAGAGACUGGGACUGAAGUCAUUUGAUUCAUCUGAAAGAGAUAAAAUAUCACAAACUCUGCGACAUAAACUCAACUUUACAAUUAAAAUUUAUUCUUGAUAAUGUUCUGAAACUUCUACUCAAUUCACUUUGUUUACUGACUCAUAAAAUAGAAUAAAUUUGACAAAACAAAAUAUUAUUAUUUUUUUGCUGGUGGCCAGUUUGCCGUUAUUUUAAGCUGCAUUUUUCAUAGAAUACACAGCAGCAAUAAUUCCAGUUAAUGUGGGACAUUGCAUAAAACAUGAAUAAAAGCAUAAUACAAUUAUUUAUUUAAUAAAAUAUAAUACAAAGAAGAGACAUCUAAUGUUCUAACUGAUAUUGAAUUUGUUUGUUUGUUUGUUUGUUUGUUUGUUUGUUUGUUUGUUUGAUUGAUUAUUUUGAACAGAUGUUUUUUUUAAAUAAUUGAAAAGUAAAGAAAACAACAACAAGUGAUAGGUUAUUCAAAUGAUCCAAAUGCAAAUAAAAGUCAUCCAUGUUCAAAAAGGAGUCGAAACUUAUCUAGUCCCACCCCUUUUCAUAUAUAUAUAUAUAUAUAUAUAUAUAUACAUUUAUAUAUGAUGCAGUCCCGGCUUCUUAGAAACAUAUUACAGUGAGUAAAUUUUUACAAAAACACAAUCAAGUUUAUCAGUUUGAACAUUAAUUGUCUUGUCUUUGCAGAGUAUUGAGUUGGAUACAGGUGAAAACGGAUUUCAAAAUCACUGUAUUCUUUUUUUAUCCACAUUUUACACAACAUCUCAACCUCAUUGGAUUUAUGGUUUCAGGAUGUUGGUCCUUCCGUGUCUUAAUGUGACCGAUUUUUCUGAGUGUCUUUGUGAUUUUCCAGUUGUUACUGCAUCGACUCCCACAUACUGCAUGUAUAAGUAAUCUGCGGCUUUGGUUUAAAAUACCAGUUAUAUAAUAACCCACUGGUUGCUGUUUCAGCUGUUUGGUGAAGAUCAUUGUUUAUCGAAACGGUAUUUGAUUGAUUUUACUCUCAGGAGUAAAUUAAGCCCAAAAUCACCUGUGGCAGGAAUUAGCAGUGAGGAACGUGACUUUGUUAAUUAGUGGACUUUUUUUUUUAUUUAGCAUAAGUCCAAGUCCAGAUUUAAAACUUUAAAACUUAUUGAUUCAAAACCUUUUGACGUGCUGGUGUGUCAUUUUAAUUGUCCUGUAAGGUGACCUUGAGUGGCCUGAAAGACACCUAUAAAUAAAAUGUCAUUAUUAUUAUUACUAUUAUUAUUAUUUUCAUUAUUAUUAUCCACAUGGUUCAGUUUCAGAGGGUAAGCUUAGAAAUUGAGAAUGAAUCCCUCUGAAUUAUAUCACAUUUCACAGGUGCAUCUCAUCAAAUUAGACUGUCAUGAAAAAGUUUGAUAUUUUUUAAUCACUUAUUUUGGGGAAAAAAUACGACGGUUAAACUAGAAUAAAUACUGUGAAUUUGUUGUUAUAUUUCUGUUCACACAACCACAGUCAUGGGGAAAACUGCUGCCUUGACAGUCGUCAAAAAGACGAUAAUUAACACUCUUCAUAUGGAGGGUAAAACAGGAUGUGACUGUUAGCAGAGCGCUGUGUGAAAGCAUAUUAUUAGAAAGUAAGACGCACGAGCGCCAGGGAUGACCACAGCCUGGAGAGGACUGUCAAGACGGGUCAAAUCAAGAACUUGAAGAACUCCACGAGGAGCGAACCGAGGCUGGUGUCAGUGCGACAAGAGUCACCUCACACAGAAGUCUUCAGGGGAGGAGACUACAAUCUGCAUUCUUAAAGUCAAACCUCUCCUGAAUCAGAGACAACAAUAAAAGACUCAAACCUGGACUGAAGAGGAAUAGAGCUGGACUGUCUUCUCACUGGGUUUUAAUGAGUCCAGAGUUAAAGUCUAAUUUAGAGAAGCUUACGGAGGUGCAGAUAUCCUUUUAGAGCAGGACUUUGCACCUGCUCACGGCGCCAAAACUCCCACCAAACAGUUUGCUGGCCUGAACCUCACAGAGAAUCUAAUCUAAUUUGUUGAGAUGCACUUUUAUAUUUCAUGAACUUUUUGUGUCAGAAUAAAUUGUUGGACGUGGUAUAAAAGAAAAACUCAGACCACUUUGGAUUAUACUGCUUAAUUAAACGAACAGGAAACACUUUUAUCACCUGUUGUUAUUAUUUAUAUCCAUAGGUGCAUUAGCCAGGAGUUUGAUUUAUAUAAUCAAUUAAGGAAAGGGUUCCUGAAACUGGAGAUGGACACGUGACUUAGUCCCACCUCUGCACACAGUCUCCUUUUAGCCGACUGGCCCUCUCUAUCCCUCUCCUCCUCCUCCUCCUCCUCCUCCUCCUGCUGCCUGCCCCUUAGGUCCUGCUCAGGUUGUGACCCACCUGAUCCUUCAACUGUCUCUGCUCUUACAGAAGCUGCUGGGGAACUCUCUGCUGAAGCUGGAGGGAGACGAUAGACUGGAUAUUAACUGCACCCUCCCCCUCACAGACCAGGUACUUAAUGCCAUGAAAGUGAAUUAAUUCAUUUUAGAUCAUGGGACAAGGAAGUGAUCUGCCUACCGUGGCAAUAAUGUUCAUUUCUGUGUUUUCUUGCUGUGUUUUCAGAUUGUUCUGGUUGGUUCUGAGGAGGGUCUUUACGCCCUGAAUGUUAUCAAGAACUCUCUCACCCACAUCCCGGGUCUGGGAUCAGUUUUUCAGAUCCACGUCAUCAAAGAGCAGGAGAAGCUGCUGAUGAUAGUCGGUGAGGAGUUUGGAUACCUGAGAGUUUCACUUGAAGUUCAUUAAAGCGAGUAAAUAUCAUUCAUGAAAAUACUGACAAUGACAACAAUGAUGAGACUGUGUGUGUGUCUGUGUGUUUGUGUGUACUCUAGGAGACGAGAGGGCGUUGUGUCUGGUGGAGAUUAAAAGAGUCAAACAGUAUCUCGCUCAGUCCCACCUACCCAGCCAGUCUGAACUGGCCCCGUACAUCUUUGAGACCGUGAAGGGUUGUCAUCUGUUCUCUGCAGGAAGAGUAGGUCUUCCUCUCCUUCAAAAUUUAACAUGCUCCCUUUAACGACUCAUAGAUAUCAGAAACUGUAAUUAUACACUGAAACAGACGAUAUCCUGCUUUACAGAUAGAUAAUGGGCCGUGUAUAUGCGCUGCAAUGCCGAACAAGAUAACCAUCCUGCGCUACAAUGAUAAUCUCAACAAAUACUGCAUCCGCAAGGUGGGUGUGAAAACAUCAAAGAAAACAUUAUGUCUCUUGCACUACGAGAUUUACCGACACUGUCUCCAUUUUUCAUCCCUGUAGGAGAUCGAAACUCUUGAACCCUGCAGCUGCAUCCACCUGACCAGUUACAGCAUCAUCAUCGGCACCAACAAGUUCUACGAGAUUGAGAUGAAGCAGUUUGUGUUGGAGGGUGAGCUCCAAGGAAGAAUAUAUCAGCACGCUUCAGCAGCACUAAAAUUUUCGAUUUAAUUUUGACUUUCCACGUUUCUCAGAGUUCCUGGACAAGAACGACAUGUCUCUGGCCUCGGCGGUGUUUGCAGCCUCGUCCCACAGUUUCCCCAUUGCUAUCAUGCAGGUGACCAGCAGCAUGCAGAAGGAGGAAUACCUGCUGUGCUUUCAUGGUGCGUUUGAUUUACGGACAACAGGAACCGAUCAAGAGAAGUCCCUUAAACCAAACCGGGUGGUUUUGAUCAAAAAGCACCUGUUGUUUUCUGUCUUCAAUGUUUAUACAGCAGAAUAGUGUAUUUAUUUCUGUGUGGAAGCAUGUUUGAAGCUACAGUUGGAUAAAAUAUGAUCAGGCAGAGUAUAGGGCUGGGCGAUAAGGGAAAAAGUUUAUCAUGAUAUAUUUUUUUUCAUAUCAGUCGAUAUCGUAUAAAAAUAACUGGUCAAUCUUAACUGUUCCCAGUUACCUUUAAAUGAAAUUUUACAUGUACUCCACAUAAUUUGCAGUGCAAACUACUCUCCCACUGAGCAUUUUUUGGUCUAAAAGAGGUCUAAUAGACAUCUAUAUGUAGCCGAGACUACAUUUAGAUGUCUACCACAGGUGUAAAAAUGAAAUUUUUUUAGAUGUCUAAAUUUAGAGGAAGUUUAGACUAAAUCUAAAUCUGGGCUAUAUCUUUACUACACUGUAUAUUACUCAACAGCUAUCAUAAGUAUUUUGGUUAAGUACUUGGAGAUCAGUUGUGCAACUCACAGUUGCUUUUUAAAAUAAAUAGUUAUCGAAUGAUGGGUUAAAGUGCAACGUCUAUAUUCUGUCUAAAAAUAUACAAAAUCUAGACGGUUGAAAUAAGGUCUAGAAAAAAAACUAGACGUCUAAAAGCCGUCUGUUGCUCAGUGGGAUUCUUCAUGUCCAACCUCAAAAUACCAAAAUACCUCCACAUCACCAACGUUUUCAUGCCAGCGUUGUCGACGAUGUGCUCAUCUGUUGGGGGUAGCACUCAUUUUCUUUGUUUCUCACCAACAGUACUGUUCAAUUGGUUCAGCAUGGCAGCAACUCCUCUUUUCAUUGGCUAUUCGUAUAGUCUACCAAAACAUGGCAGAAUUACGGCUAUCAAAAAGCAUAUUGACCAUAUCGAGGGAAACUAAUUUUUGAUAUAUAUCGUUGUCGUUUUAUCGCCCAGCCCUAAGGCAGAAAGAAGAGUGAACAGUAAGCUUUAUUUGUUUGGUAGAGUUUGGAGUUUUCGUGGACAUGUAUGGACGAAGGAGCCGCACAGAUGACAUCAAGUGGAGCCGUCUGCCCCUCUCCUUUGGUAAAUUCAUGUAGUGACUCCAGCUCCUUCAUGUCUUCAUCAGUUUUUAUAAACACAGCCUCACAUUUCUGCUCGUCUCUCCUCCGGUGGGUACAGCCUACAGGGAGCCCUACCUGUUCGUCACCUACUUCAACUCUCUGGAUGUGAUUGAGGUUCAGGGACACGCUUCUCUCUGGUGAGACACAAAAGCUUCUUUGGACAUUAGUUGAAAUACUCCGAUGCUGGUUGUCAGCCAUAUUUUCAACAUCAGUGCCUGUGCUUCCAGUCCUACAGUGCUGGCCCAACUGGACAUCCCCAACCCUCGCUACCUGGGCCCAGCCAUCUCCUCUGGAGCCAUUUACUUGGCGUCUUCGUAUCAGAACAAACUGCGCGUCAUCUGCUGUAAGGGGAGUCUGAUUAGAGAGUCUAGAGAGCUGCAGAGGACCGGCUCCAGCAGAGGGUCAGCGACUUUCAAAUCUGUUCAUGUGAUAAUGUAGACGCAGAUUUAAAGACACUUAAAUGUGGUGUGGGCAGGAUUCUGUUAAAGAAGCAAUAUUUUUUGUGGUUUAUAUACAAAAAAGCUUUUAAUAUCAGUCAAUAUCUAUUAGUUAUUAAUGACAUUUGGUAAUAUCACGAUAUCCCUGUGUUUUGUUAUGCCUGUGUAGUCAACAUUUAAAAAAAUUCAAACAGCCCGCUCCUUCUGACUGUAAACAAAACCAUUCUCCGCCUCCCCAACCUGAUUGGUCGUUAGGCAGACACUGCUCUCCCGUGUCGUUCACGAGCCCAAACAAAUUUAACGUGCUACAAUAUCAGACAGUAGAAACCAACCAGAAAGUUCAGAAAAUUGUCUGAAUCCUCCUUUGACCACGACUGCCGACACAAGCAAGAAAACGAAGUAAAUACCGGAGACUGGUGGAAUAAGGUAGACCGGACAAGAGCUGAGAAGCCGGGUCAACAUCAGCAUAAACGAUGGGGACACUUUGAGAUCUUCCGGACCCUGUAACCUUUCUGUUGGUCAGAAAAGUAAGCCAAGUGUCUGUAACAGAAGUGUUUCUUGUCAAACGUGACCUGCUGUAGCGUGUUGUAGCGCCGCUAAACUGUUGACCUCGAGUCCUGGACUAUGUCACUUUAUCCUCGUUGUAGAAGUCCUGUAAACAUUGUGUUUGCUGGUAGUCUGUUGGCAUCUACAGUAGCACCAAUGCUUUUUACUUUCACACUGACUGGGCCCCAUCUGUAAUUAUCUGAAGUAUUUAUCUGCAUUAUAUCUGAAUUUAAUUGGAACGAUACGAGCGAGCAGGAGCGUCUGUUUGUGGGCGGGGCUUGUUGGAGCAAAGAGGAGGAGCUGAGGGGAAAACUGGUUGGUAGGGUAAAGUUUACAUUCAAGAUUUCUCCCAGAAACUGGCACCUCCUCAGAUCCUGCCUACCCCACCUUUAAACGUUUAUUACAGUCAUAAAUCCAAACCUGGCAACUCAGGAAAAAAGGGCCAACAGUGCCACCUGCUGUAAAAACAUAAAACCUUUUUUACUUUAGUCCUUUAAAACCUGAAUCUUCAACGUCUGUGUAUCUACAGUAGUCCCAGUAAACGAGGUCCACCCACGUAUUCAGAGCACAUCACCAAGCGUUUGACCUCAGGCCCUGGAAGCCACGACGGCCUGCACCGUGAGCCCAGCACUCCGCAUCGUUACCGGGAGGGUCGCACCGAGUUCAGAAGGGACAAGUCUCCCGCCAGACCUCUGGACCGGGAGAAGUCACCGGGCAGGGUGCUGGACAGUCGCAGGGAGAGGUCUCCUGGGAGAUUUGGGGACAGCAUCAGACUCCACGCCGGGUCUGUCAGAACACAACUCGCCCCUGUAAACAAGGUACAGACAGACGGCGUUUCCACAAAAAGACAAGAUUACGCAUCAUACCCGUGUGUGUAAAUGAGUGUGACCUUUCCUUACUGUGGUCUUCCAGGUGUGGGAUCAGUCUUCAGUGUGAAUCCAGAUCCUGUCUGCUCCUGAUUGGAGGUUGAAGUGAACCUUUGGGAAUCCCUUGAUCUACUCUAAGUGCAAGCACACACACUCACAAUCUCACACACAUAUACACACUUCCACACACACACCCCUCAGUCUGUCAGCCCCAUUGCCUGUGCAUAGUCCAGUCUUAGAGUAGUUCUUCGUUCGACAACACGUAAACCUGCACUGGGAGGCGUCUCCUUGCGACAAUCCACUUUUCCGACUUGUGCUUUCAGGCGAGAGAUCCCACAGAAGACGACGUGGUGGCAGGGAACCUUUGCUGAUCUCCAGAUCAAUAGAAUCUACUUUAUAACAUAUAAACAAAGUUGUAUAUAUUGCUGUGUGAGUUUUUAUAGAUAAAGGGAAUAGUCGGCUGGUGAAGCCAUGUCUAUUUUUUUUAAAAAUGAGUUUCUAAAGAUGUUGCAGGGAGAUUCUUGAUGACGUUGGUUCAGAAAAAUAAGAUCAACAUUUCACCAGAAUCGAAUCUUAAUAAUGUCCGGUUUCCUCUCUGUGUGCAGAGAAUCCAAACAGCUCUUAAUUGCUCUGAAAUGAUGAUGAAACAGGUCUGAUAAGGCAACACUUUGCACAUGAGAUUGGAUUUGAACAGGAGUUAAAAUCAUGAUCUUGUUAUAUGACCAGUCUUCUUUCUUCGGAUCACAUCUCUGGUCCUCUCGACUAUAAAGCCUUUGAUAAAUAACUGCAUAUGAUUGCUUUAUUGUCUGGCCAUAGUUUGUAAAACGAUUAUUAAGCAAUGUUUAGCUCCGAGUGUUCCUUGUGAUGUUUUAAGCAAACUUUAAGAUCAAGAAACACGCAGCCCUGCUUCUGAUGCUGGACGUUUGUGCGGUCAGGCUGGCUGACGCCGCUUCAGCUUGCUCUUAGUCCGCUGCUGCUGCCGCUGCUAAUUAUGGUACAGCUGUCCCGUUAUUGUGCAGUGAUUAUUCAGUCUAGUAACUGUCAGGGGUCGUUAUUUUCUAGUAUUGUUUCUUUAGAGCCAGUAAGACCACCACCAUUCGUCACAUCAGUGAGCAUGACUAACUUAGGGCAGCACUGUCACUUUUGGAUCUUGAUUCUCUCUAUUGGUUGUUCUUUUCUGUCAUGUAUUCACUUGAAUUUGCAUUCAAUAAGUAGACAUUGAUGUAAGACAGUGAUUUAAGAGUUUCUUGAUUUUUAGGGCUGAAUCACAGUCCAUGCAUUAAACAUGAUUGACAAGUCUGA
Molecule: messenger RNA, 45957 nt
Organism: Xyrichtys novacula (pearly razorfish)
Lineage: Eukaryota; Metazoa; Chordata; Actinopteri; Labriformes; Labridae
Source: the annotation of a GenBank genome assembly